AUGAAAACGAGCCCUUCUCCAGCCAAUCGGCGCGUUUCCGUCGAAGGGGAGCUGGCGUCGUCAGGCUGCCUCUUUCCUUUGCUGCGAGAGUGGCGUCGCUGGCUGGCGGGUGGGGGGCCGUGUCUCUUUAAGAAUGGAACGCGGAGCUCCGUGGGCUGCGGCCGAGGGCACAUUGUGACGUCGCCGCGCCAUUGUGACGUCGAAAGGGACCCCCCCACCCCCCAAAUAAGAGGCGCCUGCGUAGCCGGAGGAGGAGGAGGAGGAAAGCGGACGGAGCUGUCUCUCUUCUCCAUUGUGGCUCCCGCCCUGGGGCGCCUCUGGGAUUCCCGCGCGCUGCUUCCCCCGGCUCCCGAGCCAGCCCUUCUCGCCUUCAGCCAUGCUGACCAGAGCAUGGACUCCGCGGAAGGCGAUGUGCUGUCGACGCGGGAGCAGCUCUUCCACGAGCGGGUCCGGGAGUGCCUCGUGAGUAGACGGCCGGCGGUGCGGGGAUGUUCCCGGGACGGCAAUGGGGUGGGGGGAGUUGGCUUUGGGUCACAGAAGAGGAAGCGACUUGCCCCCCCCCGACCCCCCGUUCUCGGGUGGCCGCGCGUCCGGAAUUUCCCGGACACAUACAUGUCCGGGGGAAUCCGGACGCGUGGCCACCGACGUCGGCGGUGCCGAUUUCCGCUUAACAUAGCUAGAACUUUGGCGUAAAUAAAUAGCUCGACAACUUUCCCGUCCACCGAUUUUCAGCCUUUGAAAUAUGGGAAGCCUAGACCUAGGGGGUGGGGGGGUCAGCAGCGCUUACUUCCCGUGUAGACCCGGUUGGGAUGGUACCGUAGGCUGCCUGACACACAGGCUGUGAAGGGGGCAUUGGCUGGCAAGGCGGAAAAGCCCACGAUUUUCAAGUAGGAGAGAGCAACAAGUCCCGUCAGGCCGCCUCUGCGGUGAAACGUCUCUCCAACACAGAGGAUUGUGCUGUCAUAACCUGGUAGUUGAGAAGGCGGGUUGAGAAAUUGAGGUCGAGCAUGUCACUUGCAGAGUUUUGCUCGCUUAGAGAAUAAGCAGUGAGUCAACUUAUUUACGGCAGCUGAGACAGCCGGAAUCUUCUUUUUCCCCUGUUUGUUUUUAUCUCUGUUUCUCGUGGAGUUCUUAACUUCGCAAUGACAUAAUCUGUAAUUAUGCAGUAAUUAAAAGACAAACUUAAUGUCAUUGCACAAAGUUGUUCUUUUUAUUUGAGUGACUUAUUUGUGUGUGCCCCCUCCCAUUUAUAGUUGUUGUUGUUUAGUCGUUUAGUCGUGUCCGACUCUUCGUGACCCCAUGGACCAGAGCACGCCAGGCACUCCUGUCUUCCACAGCCUCCCGCAGUUUGGUCAAACUCAUGCUGGUAGCUUCGCGAACACUGUCCAGCCAUCUUGUCCUCUGUCGUCCCCUUCUCCUUGUGUCCUCAAUCUUUCCCAACAUCAGGGUCUUUUCCAGGGAGUCUUCUCUUCUCAUGAGGUGGCCAAAGUAUUGGAGCCUCAGCUUCAGGACCUGUCCUUCCAGUGAGCACUCAGGGCUGAUUUCCUUCAGAAUGGAGAGGUUUGAUUUUCUUGCAGUCCACGGGACUCUCAAGAGUCUCCUCCAGCACCAUAAUUCAAAAGCAUCCAUUCUUCGGCGAUCAGCCUUCUUUAUGGUCCAGCUCUCACUUCCAUACAUCACUCUGGGAAAACCAUAGCUUUAACUAUACGGACCCAUUUAUAGAGCUGCCCUCAUAACAGGAGUUCUUGGGACAACUUCUAUAUAUAGAAUAACAGAAUUGUGGAGUUGAAAGGGACCACAAGGGUGAUCUAGGUCAGCCCCCUGCAAUGCAAAAAUAUUUUGCCCAUUCUCUACUGAUUGAGUCUGCUGAAGCCCACUGGGUGACCUUGGCCCAGUCACUACCUCUCAUCCUAACCUACCUCACAGGGUUGUUGUGAGGAUAAAAAGGAGAGAGGGAGAUGCGUUGUAUACCACCUUUUGCUGCUUGGAGGAAAGAUGGGAUAUAAAUAUAACAAUGGCUAAUCAUUAAAUACUGACCUGACCUGACCAAGGCAACCCAGCGAACGUCACAACCCAGUGGAUAUUGGAGCCCUAGUCUUCUUGCCCAGGUCCCAUAUAAUAUUUCUCUAGAACCAUUGGUGUACAUUGUGCUUUUCUGGUGAGCAAAAGCCGGCUGGUCUCUGCUUUGAGAAGCCUAGAGUCUAGCUCAUGGGUAGGCAAACUAAGGCUCUGGGGCCGAAUCCGGCCCACUCGCUUUCUAAAUCCGGCCCGGGGACAGUCCGGGAAUCAGCGUAUUUUUAAAUGAGUAGAAUGUGUCCUUUUAUUUAAAAUGCAUCUCUGGGUUAUUUGUGGGACCGCCUGGUGUUUUUACAUGAGUAGAAUGUGUCCUUUUAUUUAAAAUGCAUCUCUGGGUUAUUUGUGGGGCAUAAUAAUUCGUUCAUUAUUUUUUUCAAAAAAUAGUCCAGCCCCCCACAAGGUCUGAGGGCUGGUGGACCGGCCCCCUGCUGAAAAAGUUUGCUGACCCCUGGUCUAGCUGCUGACUGCUUUUGUUUUGCAUUCUCCAACAGCAUGUUUGGCACUGGUGAGUUGUGGGGUGUAUGUAUGUGCCUAGAUAGCUGAAAUAAGAAGCAUUCGUGGCUGUGAGUCUUCCUGACCAAGAGAAGUCUGGUGUCAUGGGCUGGCUGAGUCAGGGCUGGGCAGGCCAGACCAUCUGUAAUGUUCAAAUACUUAUUCCAAGCUGGUUCAUGAAAGCAGAAGGUUGCAUGUUUGUGUUAAUUUCUGGAGGAUUUGUGUGUGUGCGCAUUUGAUUUGCCCUUGGUGAUGAUACAGCAGGUGGUCUAGUGCAGGAAUAAGGGAACUAUUCCUAUUCCAAUCAGCCCAACCAGCGACGAUGGGAGCUGUAGUUCCAUAAAAUGAAAGGCUGUUGUUUCCCCAUCUCUGGGCUUGAGGUUUCAAAAUUUUAUCAACUGCUUGUGCCUCCAUUUUCAAACGGCAUCUUCUCUGACUGGGUAACCUUGAGGCAUCUUAGUCCCACCUUCAAGCUUUUCUGGAAAUUGGAAUAAUCGUGGCUUGCUUCACAAUAGAGUAUGUGACAGCAAACAUCUUGCCUGUGUUUUCCUUUGGUGAACUGGUCGCUUGGCCUUUGUGCAAAUAAAGUUGGCAUUUCCAGAUCGCAGGCUGAGUACUUCUCACUGUACCUUUUAAAAACAGAAUUGGGAGAGGUAACAGCCAUGUUUUUGUGUCUCCCCACUUCCCCUCCUAAUGCCUGUCUUCCUCUUCCACAUACUGUUUGACCUCCUUAGAGUGUUUCCUAACAGGGGAGGAAGGAGGAAGAGAGAGGAGAAACUGUCUUUAACAUAAUGUCCCAAUUCAGAUACCAUUGUGGGAGAAACUCUAGGGUGUGACCUGGCCAGGAUGCCAACCUCUAAGAAAUGCAUGCAGAUGGCUAUCUGUGUCUGUGAAGGACUGGCAUACGUGUCCCUGUUUUGCUGUUAAGUUGUAUGUUUGGGAGGCAAAAGUUGCUUAGACAAACAAGCCUCAAAGGUGUUCAUAACUGUUCUCAGCCAUACUGACACUUGCUUUCAGGAUCUUUCUCUUUUCUGUGAGCUGUACAUUCGAAUGAGCGUUUGUUGUCUUGGUGUAUUUCUGAAGUUCAGAAGAUCAUGAUCUGAAUGAAAGACCAUUUGGAAACGCCAUGCACACUACUUUCAGUGUCUAGAAGGAAGGGCAAGAUACAGCUGUAAAAAACCUGCCAACGGAUUAGUAAUUUGACAGUGUUCUUUCACAUAAACUCUGUAUAUGUCCCAUUCUCUGAUAAAUUUUUUUUCAUCUGCAACGUCUCUUAACCUGAUAGUCUCACCAGUUCAGCGUAUUCCCUUAAUUGGUUUUGCCAAUCUAGUUUAGAUGGUAUAUCCUAUCCUUCCCCGUCUUUUGCAAUUAAAAUUCUGGCUGCCACAGUGGCAUACAUAAAGAUUCUCCUGAGCUUUUUUGAAAUUUCAUGACCCAUAAUUCCUAGCAGGAAGGCUUCAGGUUUUUUUCGGGAAAGAGCAUUUAAACAUUUUCUUAAGCUUGUUGUAAAUCAUUUCCUGAAACUGUCUAAUCUUUUUACAGUUCCACCACGUGUGAAUCCAUGUGCCUUCAGCCUUCCUGCAUUUCUAACAUACGCUUGUCCUGGAUCUAAAUAUUUUAGCUAACUUAACCGGUGUCAAAUGCCACCUCUAAAGCAUUUUCAUGCAAUUCUCUUUUAAACUGUAAAGGUAAAGGGACCCCUGACCAUUAGGUCCAGUCGUGGCUGACUCUGGGGUUGCAGCACUCAUCUUGCUUUAUUGGCUGAGGGAGCUUCCAGGGUCAUGUGGCCAGCAUGACUAAGCCGCUUCUGGUGAACCAGAGCAGCACACGGAAACGCCGUUUACCUUCCCGCUGGAGCGCUACCUGUUUAUCUACUUGCACUUUGACGUGCUUUUGAACUGCUAGGUUGGCAGGAGCAGGGACAGCAACGGGAGCUCAACCCGUCGCGGGGAUUCAAACCGCCAACCUUCUGGUCGGCUAGUCCUAGGCUCUGUGCUUUAACCCACAGCGCCACCCGGGUCCCUCUUUUAAAUUGUAGCAUGCUGUAAAUUUGAUGUCUUCCCUCCAGAGUCAUGAUACACACCUCUUAUCAUGCCUUCCCCGCUUUACUUAGAAGCUGCCAGUCUUGCAAGCCUUCCUCAUAGGAGACUUGCACCAACCCCUUCAACUUGUGGAUUCCCCUUUCCUGAAUCUUUUCUAGCUCUACAAUGAGCAGAACUUUCCCUAAAGCUAUGCUGCUUUCACCAUGGGGGAGUAGCCUGUGUUAGACCUCCAUUAGAAACUCUCCUGGACUUUCUCUCUCUCUCUUUAAAUUAUUUAUUUGGUUUUCAAAUUAAAAUUUUUACAAUCACAAACAUACAACAUAAAAACAAGAUUCCAAGAAUCUCCUGGACUUCCCUUCUCCCCUUUGCGGGUCCUAUUAUUAAUCCUUUCCUCUUGCAUCUUUUAUAAUACAGUGGAACCUCGGUUCCUGAACGCCGAAAACCCGGAAGUGAAUGCUUCCUGUUUCAAACGUUUUUUGGAACCCGAAUGUGCGACACAGCUUCUGCUGAGUGCAAGAAGCUCUUGCAACCAACAGGAAGCCGCGCCUCAGUUUCUGAACGUUUCAGAAGCCAAACAGGCUUACGGAACGGAUUUUGUUCGAGGACCGAGGUACCACAAAAUCCAAAUCGUUUCCAUCUCCAUUAUAUCCAAAAUUCACCGUUAAACGACAAGUGUUAUUUGAAUCCUACUGACGAUUUUCACUGUUUACAAUGGUUUUUAAGGUAAUGGCCUUUCUCUCUUUGUCCCCCACCCUUCCCAGAUUUAAGUCAAGACUCUGCUGUGUCACACAGGGACCUCUGAGGUGAAGCUUCUGGAAUGCUUGCUAAGAGUUCCCUUUUGGCACCUGAUGCACAAGCAGCUCAGUUUCAGAGUGCUGGGUGGGAUGUUGAUGUUUUUUCUGGAUGGCAGCAUUUGCAAGAGUUGCAUCUCUAUUUGUGGCCCUGUCUCUGCCCAGAGACAGCUCCGCAUGCAGCUUAUGCAUGAUAUGAGGAGGUUGGCAAGCCGUGAGAUUCCUGGCAUCCCUCCCUCUCUGGUGCAGCGAGUUCAGUCUUCCCAGCGUGGCUUUGUGUGCUAAAGGUUAGUCCGAAAUCCCAUCUGUGGACUCUGGAGUGUUAGCAGGGAUUUGGAGUUCUGUAACGGCUUCAGUAAUCUGCUUAUCCGGGAUAAUGCUGGGAAGUUGUGUAAGACAAGUGUAUAGCUCUAGAGCAUGGGUAGGCAAACCAAGGUCCGGGGGCCGCAUCCGGCCCAAUUGCCUUCUCAAUCUGACGGUCCAGGAAUCAGUGUGUUUUUACAUGAGUAGAAUGUGUCCUUUCAUUUUAAAUGCACCUCUGGGUUAUUUGUGAGGCCUGCCUGGUGUUUUGACAUGAGUAAAAUGUGUGCUUUAAUUUAAAAUUCAUCUCUGGGUUAUUUGUGGGGCAUAGGAAUUUGUUCAUUUUUAUUUUUCCCCAAGAUAUAGUCCGGCCCCCCCCCCACAAGGUCUGAGGGACAGUGGACCAACCCCCUGCUGAAAAGGUUUGCUGACCCCUGCUCUAGAGGGCCAUGUUGGCAGAAGAAGCGACCUUUAAACGUGUGUGUUUUCACUUGGGAGGAGCCGGCAUUGAGCCACUGGCAUGUGUUGACAAGCAUGCCCAAGGAAUUUAGUCCAGGGUUAGGUAACAUAGUGCCCUUUCCCUUCCUGCUGGACUACAACUCCCAUAAUUCCUGACCACUGACUUAUGCCAGCUGGAUCUGAUGGGAAUUGUAGUUGAGCAACAUCAGUGUUCGAAAUUUGCUAGGCGACAGGCAGAUUUUGUACCUGGCUAUUGAACGCUUGCGACCAAGUGAAAAUGCCUGGGGGCCGGGAUGGCUCCUGACUUCUCCACCAGCUGGAGGUGCAGGCCUGUGAAUCAUUGGAUCUAGACUGUUUUCACUCACUCCUGCAGAACUCUACCUGUUAUAUUACAUCUGCACAAUCGGAAUGAAUUUCAGGAACCAAACAGUCGUAUGGGGUGGGGAGGACUUUUGAGUCAUCUGGCUCCAAAAUGCUGGCUCCAAAAUGGCAACUAGGCAUUCUGAUUUGGGAACUGCAGCCCUGGUUUAAGGAGCCAUUUGGUGCUUACCACAUACAGUGGUACCUCUGGUUACAUACUUAAUUCGUUCUGGAGGUCUGUUCUUAACCUGAAACUGUUCUUAACCUGAGGUACCACUUUAGCUAAUGGGGCCUCCUGCUGCCGCCGCACGAUUUCUGUUCUCGUCCUGCAGCAAAGUUCUUAACCCGAGGUACUAUUUCUGGGUUAGUGGAGUCUGUAACCCGAAGUGUAUGUAACCUGAAGCGUAUGUAACCUGAGGUACCACUGUAAUGAUUUUUUAGCGCUGAGCAUAUGAAGGGCACCAUGUUGAAAAAAUAAGAAGAGUUCUCCUGACUCAGCCCAAGCAUAUUGUCCUGCAACUCUACAGUGGUACCUCUGGUUAAGAACUUAAUUCGUUGUCGAGGUCUGUUCUUAACCUGAAACUGUUCUUAACCUGAGGUACCACUUUAGCUAAUGGGGCCUCCUGCUGCCGCCGCACAAUUUCUGUUCUCGUCCUGCAGCAAAGUUCUUAACCCGAGGUACUAUUUCUGGGUUUGUGGAGUCUGUAACCUGAAGCAUCUGUAACUCGAGGUACCACUGUAUAGUCUGUUCAAAGAAGUGACCACAUGCAUCUGAGAAGCUCAGAAGCAGGGCAUCAGCACUGUAGCUCACUGGUCCUUUAAGGUAACUGGCGUUCAAUGGCAUACUUAUUCUGAACCCGGAGCUUCUAGCCAGCUAGCCAUUCCUGUCUAAUUGGAGGCGAUAGACCAAUCUCCCUUUAAUUUAUGUCAUUUUUAAAACUGAGGAGUAAGAAUAGGCUUCGACAGGAGAUCAGAUAUGGGGUGUGUGUUGAACUGUAGGUUGGUUGCAUCCCCAUGUUUGCUUGUGUGCCAUAAUGCUACUCUUUGCACUUCUAAAAAUCCAGCAAACAUUCAAACACAAGAGGCAUGCAUAAUUCAUCCCCUUGAGCCAUCCAGAUACUGUAGUAAUCUUUGAGCCAGCUUAGGCUCAGUGGUUGUGUUUCAUCGGCUGCUGCAGGCAUGCUUCCAGAAUUUCCCCCCAGGUAGAACUGUUGACCUGAAAACGUCUUUGUCAUAAGGAUUUAUUAGGAUGCUUCCUGCAUUGCUGCCAUCUCAUGUUCUCAGCAGUGCUCGAAAUUAGCUAGGCGCAUUUUGCACCUGGCUUUUGACCACUUGUGACCAAGUGAAAAUGCCUGGGUGCCAGGAUGGCGUUUGAUGUCUCUGCCAUCUGGAGGUUCUGGACUGUUUUCACACACUAAUACCCCAUGCUGUAGAAUUCUGUCACUUACAUGUUAUCUGCACAACUGGAAUGAAUUUCUGGAACCAAAUUGCUUUUGUGUGUGUGCAGCCUGAGCAGGAGCAGUCCCCGUUAAGAAAAAGAGGUUGGAAUAGGCCAGUAUAUAUGUGGACUGUCCCUGGAUCAAGUGACUUUUCUUCUUUAUGUUCUCAGAGCUCUUAACCGAGCUCAAGGUUGUCAUCUGAACUAUGCAGAUGUUUGACUGAGAAUUGAUCACAGUCAGCCCAUCAUUUGAAAAAUAAGUCUUUAGGGGCGUCUUGCCCCCAAAUGGCAACUAGACAGUCUGUUUUGGCGACUGCAACCUUGUUUCAAGGAGCCAUUUGGCGCCUAGCUUAUACAGUCUUACCUCGGGUUAAGUACUUAAUUAGUUCCGGAGGUUCAUUCUUAACCUGAAACUGUACUUAACCUGAAGCACCACUUUAGCUAAUGGGGCCUCCCGCUGCCGCUGCACGAUUUCUGUUCUCAUCCUGAAGCAAAGUUCUUAACCCGAGGUACUAUUUCUGGGUUAGCGGAGUCUGUAACCUGAAGCGUAUGUAACCCGAGGUACCACUGUAUACAAUGAAAGAAAUCUGCCGUGCAACAUCGCUCCUCCAUUCUCAUAUACAUCAAUGAGCCAGCCCAUAGUCUCAACAGUGGGGUAGCCAACCUGGUGCUCUCUAGAUGUUUUGGAUUUCAGUUCCUAUCAGUUCCAGCCUAGCAUGUUCCUACAGCCAGGAAUGAUGGGAGUUGUAGUGCAGCAGGAUCUAGAGCCAGUAUAAGCAAACUCCGGCCCUCCAGAUGUUUGGGACUACAAUUCCCAUCAUCCCUGACCAUUGGUCCCGUUAGCUAGGGAUGAUGGGAAUUGUGGUCCCAAACAUCGGGAGGGCUGGAGUUUGCCUAUGUCUGAUCUAGAGACUCCCAGGUUGGCUGCCCUUGCUUCAAGGACACUAUCUGAAAAGCAAAGACAACUUUUUGGCCCCUUUCUGUGUGUUGCCCAAAGCCUGCACUGGCGCAAUGGACUCAAGUCUGUGAAAACUGAUGCGUAGUAAGUGCAAGUAAAGACUUUGAGGUGCCACAAGGCUCUUGGUGGUCUGUGUUACAGCUAAAACGACCAAUGCAGUUGCCCCCUCUGGAAAUGAUUCCCAGGGAUAAAAACAACUUUAGUUUUAUAGCGGUUGUUAAGCAAGAAUAGGUAAAGGGACCCCUGACCAUUAGGUCCAGUCAUGACCGACUCUGGGGUUGCGGCGCUCAUCUCGCUCUGUAGGCCGAGGGAGCCGGUGUACAGCUUCCGGGUCACGUGGCCAGCAUGACUAAGCUGCUUCUGGCGAACCAGAGCAGCGCACGGAAACGCCGUUUACCUUCCUGCUGGAGCGGUACCUAUUUAUCUACUUGCACUUUGACGUGCUUUUGAACUACUAGAUUGGCAGGAGCAGGGUCCAAGCAAUGGGAGUUCACCCCGUCGCGGGGAUUCGAACCACCGACCUUCUGAUCGGCAAGUCCUAGGCUCUGUGGUUUAACGCACAGCACCACCCGCGUCCCCCUAAGCAAGAAUACAUGUGCACCAUUUCCUGAGGGAUGUCCGUCCAGAGAUUAGUUAAUGGUGGCUGGUCAUGAUAUAUAGAUGGAGUUGCAGGCUCCAGCUGAUGUAAAUUGUAAAGUCAGUUCAUAAAGCUAUAGUCGUACCUCGGCUUCCAAACGCCUUGGGAGUCAAAUGUUGUGGCUCCCGAACGAUUGAAAACCGGAAGUGAGUGUUCCGGUUUUCAAAUGUUCUUUUGGAAGCCGAACGUCUGACUGGGCUCCCGCGGCUUCCUAUUGGCUGCAGGAGCUUUAUGUACUAUUGGUAGGAAUUUCCUCUAAUUUCAUAGAGUAGACCCAUUUAAAUUGUUGUUAGGCACAUUAAUUGUCAUUGGUCUACUCUAAGUAAAAGUUAGUUGAAUGCUAUCUUUUCUCUGCUCCGCUCCCCCUGGGUUAACCCAAAAAAUAGGGGAGACAUAACAUUGUGAAACCUUCCCCCCCAUCCUUUUGAUGAGCACAAAUUGUGCGCCUUUUCUCCUACAGCCCUGAUUAAUCCUUUCAGUAGCAGCUUCCAGAUUCAGCAGCAGAUGGAACCUUUUGUAAGAACAGCGAAGAGUAAUUUUUUUAAUGGACCAUGGAAUUUGGUGUUUGUACAAGGCAGCCUCCAACAUUGAUUUUAAAUGAUGGAUUUUGACAGCAGAUUCCAGUAAGCCUUUUAACAAGCAAAAACCAGAAACCUCAGCCUUAGGACAGUCAGUUCAAGGGUGUCCCAAGCAUUUUAUAGCUGAUAUAAUCCUGUUUCAUAGGCCUCCAUUCUUCCAAUUGUCAAUCUAUUGCUCACCCAGCAGAGCUCUAAAAAAUGAUCCAUUCUCUAGAGGGCUCAAGCUAAUGUACCCCUGGGGUGUCUUUCAGUAGUUACUGUAUACCAAACUCAUGCCCAUUUAUGCCAUUCACAUAUCCUCCAACAUUUCUCCGGUGAAAAUAGGGACAUCCCAUUCCAUAAUGAUGAUUUUACUAUUUAUACCCCACCCAUCUGACUGGGUUGCCCCAGCCACUCUGGGCAGCUUCCAACACAUGUAAAAACAUAAUAAAACAUUAAACAUUAAAAAUCUUCCCUCUACAGGGCUGCCUUCAGAUGUCUUCUAAAGGUUAUAUAGUUACUCAUCUCCUUGACGUCUGAUGGGAGGGCGUUCCACAGGGUGGAACAAUGGGGCACAGUUUUUCCAUUCAGGACCACGGAGUCCCCCACACCUGCCCACCCUCUGUCCCCCAGAAACAAUACUUCUACCUUGUCAGAACUCAGUCACAAUCCAUUAGCUGCCACCCAUCCUCCAACCGCUUCCGGACAGGGUUCGAAAUUAGCAGGGCUCCUGGCGCACUUUGUACCUGAAGAUUCUCCAUUUGCGAGCACCUCAGAAAGUCUGGGUGCCAUUUUUUUUCACCUGGCUGACACUGAAGGAUUACUGAAAUGUACAGGGGUUCCUCGGGUUACAUACGCUUCAGGUUACAUAUGCUUCAGGUUACAGCGCUAACCCAGAAAUAGUGCUUCAGGUUAAGAACUUUGCUUCAGGAUGAGAACAGAAAUCAUGCUCCGGCAGCGCAGAGGCAGCAGGAGGCCCCAUUAGCUAAAGUGGUGCUUCAGGUUAAGAACAGUUUCAGGUUAAGAACGGACCUCCGGAACGAAUUAAGUACUUAACCCGAGGUACCACUGUAUUUGCUUUGAAGCCUCAAAGUAGAUGUUGAGGAUAGACACUACAUCCAGGAGUUUAACAAUAAAGUGUAGAGUGUUUUGAAAACUGAAGUAGAUACCAAUAUUUUUAUUGUAAACACCAAAUUAAACAUGUAUUAACAAUUUCUGCUAAAACUGUGGUAUUAACAAUGUGUCACUUAUGUGAAUUGCGUAUUAGUUCAAAAUAAUAAAAAGUGUUGCUGACCCGCCACCGUGGCGACUAAACAUUCUGUUUUGGCUCCCAAUAUCCCAAGUCCCAGAAGCCAUUUGGCUCCUAGCUUUUCUAUUCCAGUUUCUAACACUGCCUCCAGACCAGGGGGUCAGCAAACAUUUUCAGCAGGGGGCCGGUCCGCUGUCCCUCAGACCUUGUAGGGGACCGGGCUAUAUUUUUUUGGGGGGAGGGGGAAUGAACGAAUUUCUAUACCUCACAAAUUACCCAGAGAUGCAUUUUAAAUAAAAACACACAUUCUACUCAUGUAAAAACACCAGGCAGGCCCCACAAAUAACCCAGGGAUGCAUUUAAAAUGAAAGGAUACAUUCUACUCAUGUAAAAACACACUGAUUCCCGGACUGUCCGUGGGCCGGAUUGAGAAGGCGAUUAGGACGGAUCCGGCCCCCGGGCCUUAGUUUGCCUACCCAUCCUCCAGACACUCACACAGCAUUGGUCCCUGACACAAAGAAUUGUGUUAUCCUUUUUGCCAUCUGGAACUGAACUCCAGGCCUUGCAGCGCUCUGAGGUAAACCUUUGUGGGCUUGCUGCUGCAUAGCACAUUUCUCCCCCAGCCAAAAUAGAACAGCAUUUGCAGUCAUCAGUGCCGGGCACCUGGGCUCAUUGAUAUUAUUAAAAUGCUCUGUGGUGAGAUCUGUGCGAUAGGCAUAGCCUGUGUUGAGAUUCCCAGCAUAGUUGGUUUUGCACUUUGGAACGGGCCUUUUGAGAGUACAAGCAGUUUGUGGCUUGCAGAAUAGCUGACUUGGCAGAUGCUCUGGCUGCCACCGCCGCUCCCAAAUAAAUGCUGCACAUGGAGUCCUUCUGCCGGAAUAGUUGGAUGUGGCGGCCGACUUGAAGGAUGGGCAAAUGGGCAGGCUAUGCACUUUAUCCCCCAACUUGGCAGUCUUUGUGGGGGGAUGGAACUGAUAACAGGAAAACUCACUUCCUGUUAAAUACCAUAUUCAUCCAGAGCUUCAAAAGCCAAAGUGUUAUUCCUUUGUUAUUUCUAUCAUGGACAGCCUUGAUAGCUUUUCUUCCUAGUGUUGAAUUCUUCACGAUGCCUCUUUGCCAGGCACUCUAUUCUCUACCCUCACAGCACCUUGCUUGAGUGACCGGUGUGUGUUCUGCUCUACUUAUUGAGAGAAGCCGGUAACCUGCUGCAUUCUUGGUUUGAAAUGUAAUGUCAUUGCGUGCCUCAGUCUCAAACAGGGCUGUGUGCAAUCUACAAUUCCACAAUGGCACCAUGUUUGUUAAUGGUGACAAUUUGUUUUCUGGGUUGCAGAGAUCGGCAUCUUAAACCAUCUCUGCUCUUAAUUUUAAUCUCUCUCUUGUUAAAAGCAAGCUUCUACCUAGCUUCUAUUGCUGUAGAAGCUGGUUUAGAAAAUGUCUGAUAGUCUUGGAACGCACGUGGGGUGCUGAGCUGGAAUCAUGCACGUGCAUUAUGCUUUUUGGUGCUUCUGUGAAGACAAUAAACCUUUUUCCUGAUGAUCAAGGUGCAUUUUGCAGAGCCAAAAGAACUAUUGAGACCAGCAUGGUCUCCCCAAAUAUCUCCGAUUAUAAAGCAUUCAUAUUUCCCCCUUCCUGCUUUCAGGCAUCUGAAAGAGUAAUUCUGCAUUUAAAAAAGGUAAAGGACCCCUGACAGUUAAGUCCAGUCGCGAAUGACUCUGGGGUUGCAGCGCUCAUCUCGCUUUACUGGCCGAGGGAGCCGAAGUUCGUCCACAGACAGUUUUUCUGGGUCAUGUGGCCACCAUGACUAAGCCGCUUCUGGCGAAACCAGAGCAGCACAUGGAAACGCCGUUUACCUUCCCGCCAUAGCGGUACCUAUUUAUCUACUUGCACUUUGACAUGCUUUCGAACUGCUAGGUUGGCAGGAGCUGGGACCGAGCAACGGGAGCUCACCCUGUCGCGGGGAUUCGAACCGCUGACUUUCCGAUCAGUGGUUUAGACCACAGCACCACCCGCGUCCCAAUUCUGUAUUUAGUUUUGUGCAAAUACCAUCUGAAGCAAUAGUCUCCAUUUUAGGGAGAGCACAGGUAUUUGGGUAUCACUUGAGAAACCAGGAGAGGCAGUUGGUUGCUAAGACCUGUUUUUCCCUCCCACACUCAGAUUCUGAACAGUUGUCCUGUUUUUUUAUCUUCACCGCUCCUUCCACCCAUCCACAACAGGCCAAAUCUCCUGAGCCAAACCUCUUGCUUCAGCAGAGACAGCGUGGAACUCCAAACCUGAACUUUCAGCUUCUGAUUACUUGCGUCAGCGAACAUCUUACUGCAUACAAAUAUGCAGAGCAAUAAAAAAAAUUUUUGCAUGCCAAGAUAAUUUCCAGUGGUUCUGAAAGAAGUUCAGAAAUCUCAUGCCAGAGGUCAAUGCUGAUAGGCACGUUUAUUGGAAGGUUUAGUGUUCCAGGCAUAGCAGGUUUCUGGCUGGCUUGGACUCUUGUCUGUGUGUAUGUGUGUAAGCAAUGUUGGCUGGCCAGCUUACCUUUGGUUGCCCUACCAAAUCAAGUCUUCCAGGUCUUCUGUGCUUCUUGUCUUCCUUCCAAGUCAGCUCCACCUCAGCAAUUCAGCGGGGAAAUCAACCCUCUAAUAGGAUAAUGUAACUAGGGCUGCCCUAAGUCCAGAAUUUCCCGGACACACCUGGGAUUCAUCUUUCAGAAACAGCAUCUAGGUGAAAUCUCCAAAAAUCUGAAAAAAUGUCUGGGAAAACCCAGGUGUAUGGCAACCCAUGUAGUUUUCUUGGCAAAUUUCCUUAAAAAUAGCUCAAAAACAGUUCAACAACUGUAUCCGGAUUUCCAUUUUUUGAAAUACGGCAACCCUAAUAAUGUAGAGAUCCUCUUAUUAUCUAGACACUGGUCUGUGUCUUGUUCCUAACCUCUUCCUCAAACACAGGAGUAGAAAUCUGGGGCUCUCCAGAUUUUUCUUUUUCUCAACUACAGUUCCCAUCAUCCUUUAUCGUUGGCCGUGACAACUGGAGCUGAUGGGAAUUGGAGUCUGAGAAACUUUGGGGAGCCACAAAGUUUCCCUACCCCUGGAGGCAGGCUCUUCAGCAGUCUUCCGAUAGUUAUUGGCUAGCACCUUGCAUACAUUAUUUUUAAAAGGAGGUAAGUGUUGCAUUAAAACAUUAGAAACUGUGCGUCUCAGAAAGUUUUUGCAACGAUUUUUUUCCGUAGGAGUGAAAUUGUGUAGAGGUGAACGUUUUAUCACGGCUUCAUCUCGGCUUCAGUUGGGGUAGGGCUGUGGGGUAGGCCGUACAAUGUUUUCCUUAUGCGUUCCCAGCAGAAGUCAGUACGUUUCUGAGCACAAUUCAAAGUGUUGGUGCCGACCUUUAAAGCCCAGUAUACCUGAAGGAGCGUCUCCACCCCCAUCAUUCAGCCCAGACACUGAGAUCCAGCGCCGAGGGCCUUCUGGCAGUUCCCUCACUGCAAGAAGCAAAGCUACAGGGAAACCAGGCAGAGGGCCUUCUAGGUAGUGGCACCCACCCUGUGGAACGCCCUCCCAUCCGAUAUCAAAGAGAUAAACUACCUGACAUUUAGAAGGUAUCUGAAGGCAGCCCUGUUUAGGGAAGUUUUUAAUGUGUGACAUUUUAAUGUAUUUUUAAUCUUUGUUGGAAACUGUCCAGAGUGGUUGGGGAAACCCAGCCAGAUGGGUAAGGUACAAAUAAUAAAUUAUUAUUGCAUUCGGAAACGUUAACUUCAGGGCAUCUUUUAGAAGAUUCUAAACAAAACCACUCCAACCUGUCUUGCUGCAUAGCUCUCAGGUGUGCCACUUCCCAGGCAGGACAGUCUACCCUUAUAAUAUAAUAAUAAUUAUCAAAGCUCAGGGAUGCCCUUUUGGUGUGAGUUGACUGUUUGGCACUUCCUUUUAAAAGCAUAAGUCCCGGGAGAGACCAAACUCUUAAACACAACAUUCUGGUCUCUGCAAACCCCACCCCACCCAAGCUUUCAUUGUCCAAAUGUUUCCAAGCUCCUGAAACACUGAGGGCUAGAAGCAUGGCUUUUAUGUUUUCUUUUUUAUAACCCUACAAAGCAAGCUGAGCUGCCACACUUGAGUUCUUUGAAGCUGCUCCCUCUGUGCUUUAUUAUUUCGGUCCUCCGGGGGUCUGAUGCAAGUCUAGAGAAUUUGUUUUGUUUUGUUUUGCUGCAAGGGUUACAGCUUUUAGUUGACUGGCUUAUUGGUAUGGGACGUUGGGUUUCCCAAAUGCAUUUGGAGAGGUGCUGUGUGUGUGUGUGUGUGUGUGUUGGUGAGUGGGGUCUGCAACAAAUAGUUGCAGUGUGGAAUUGCUCCUGUUCAGGUUUCCAGCCAUGCCGUUCCAUUUUCCUACUCCCACUCCAACAACAAUUGGUAUCCCAUGUCUAUUCAGCACACACAGUGGGAUGUUUUCUGUCACACACCCCUGCCAGCUUUUUCACAAGACUUUUUAAUACAGUGGAACCUUGGUUCUCAAACUUAAUCUGUUCCGGAAGUCCGUUCCAAAACCAAAGCGUUCCAAAACCAAGGCACACUUUCCCAUAGAAAGUAAUGCAAAACAGAUUAAUCCAUUCCAGACUUUUAAAAACAACACCUAAAACAGCAAUUUAACAUGAAUUUUACUAUCUAACAAGACCACUGAGCCAUAAAAUGAAAACAAUAAUCAAUGUACUGUACUAUAAAAUAAAGAAGACAGUAUUGUAGAUGAUGAAAAUUAAAAUUAUUUUUUUUCUUACCUGCACUGAUGAUAGUUGUUGUUUGGAUGGGGGAGCUUUUAUCUAUUUCCGCAGUCACACAGUCAAUCAAUCAGUAGCUGAACUGGGUUCCACGCAGUCACAAAAACAAAUUAACUGAAAAAGCCUCAAAAAAAGCCAACCGCAAAAUAAAUAGCAAAAGAGGCAAACUUAAUCCGUUCUGGAUGUCUGUUUGACUUCCGAAAUGUUCGAAAACCAAGGCACAACUUCUGAUUGGUGUAGGUGCCCUGGAAACAAUAGCCGACAGCCGCAUCGGAUGUUCAGCUUCCAAAAAAGUUUGAAAACCGAAACACUUCCAGGUUUUUGGUGUUUGGGAAAAAUGUUGUUUGAGAACCAAGGUACCACUGUACUUCUGUAAACCUUGAAGUGCCCCCCCCCCUCGCAUUUUGGCUACAUAAGAAGUAGCACUCAAAAUAAUUGUGUCUGUAUUAGUAUAUAUGUGGCUCCACAAUUGGUAGGGGUACAAGGUGACUCUGUCUGGGAACCUGGUUUGAGGUAGUGGGUUUAUUGCCAGCCAGAUGGGCGGGGUAUAAAUAAUAAAAUUAUUAUUAUUAUUAGGUGGAGGCAAGUGGCAGUGACCUCCUAUCGCAUUUUGCAAUGUUUCUAUAGAUCUGUUUCUAGUAAUCUUCCCCUCCAGAAGAGGCCAAACCCAGCCCUGCCCUUGAAAUUUCUCGCUGCUGUGAAGCGUGACGCAAAUUCAGUAUUGUGUAUUUUUGUGGGUCAUAAUUUGGGGAGCCAAUUUGGGAUUAAAAAGCAGGGUGUGAACAUGCACUCCUUUGCAGCUCAAGCUCUCUUAUUUAGGGGUAAGGUUCUGGAACUAUCAGCCUUGGGUUGUAAUGGUUCUUCCUGACCAAAGCCCCAAAGCAGAAUCUUAAAUGUGGAACUGCAAGCCUCAUUCUCAGAAAACCGUGUCUUUCUCUGGAGCAGAAGUAACCAAUACAGUGCUCUCCUCGCCAGUUGUUUUGUACUACAACUCCCAUCAGCCCCAGCUGGCAUGGUCAGUGGUUGGGGGUGAUGGGAGUCGUAGUCCAAUAUCAUCUGCAGUUUGGCUACCUCUGCUCAAGGGCCUUGUUUGAGUGGUGUUUUACGCCCUCUUUGAACAUUGAGGAAAACAUUCUUGACUUUUGCUCCUUGAGGGAAGUACCACAUAGGACGGUUUGCUUAGCAUUUCAUCCCAGUGUUUUUGCUUCCUGCUUUUCUCUGCCGCUCCCCACUUCCUCUUUGGAAUAAAGAGAAAGGAAGGCGCUCCCUUUUCCAGGAGAUGAGGACAUCCUGUCUUUGUUCUGGUAACAUACAUUACAUGACCAAAUGGUCCAGGACUAGGGAUCUGUAUUGGCCUUAAAGAAGCCCUGCUCUGGGUUUUGGUGAACUGAUACAGGCCAAAGUGGGAUGAAGCUGAAGAGUUAUGGGCACAGUCCCAUGCGUGAACAGGGACUCCUCAUCUUUCUUCGACGCCCUCCACUCCUUCUUAAAAGCUUCUCCUAAACGUCAGGAGGGACAUUCUGGUGUGGCACCCGAAGGGGCAUUAAGGACUGCCUCCCAUAAGGAAAAACUAGCUGAUGCCAUGCUAGUACAAGAACAGUAACACUCCCAUUGUGUUUCUGAGCAUAAUUCAAAGUGUUGGUGCUGACCUUUAAAGCCCUAAACGGCCUUGGCCCAGUAUACCUGAAGGAGCAUCUCCAUCCCCAUCGUUCAGCCCGGACACUGAUGGUCCAGCUCCAAGGGCCUUCUGGCGGUUCCCUCACUGUGAGAAGUGAGGUUACAGGGAACCAGGCAGAGGGCCUUCUUGGUAGUGGCGCUCGCCCUGUGGAACGCCCUCCCAGCAGAUGUCAAGGAAAUAAACAACUAUCUGACUUUUAGAAGACGUCUGAAGGCAGCCCUAUUUAGGAUAGUUUUUAAAGUUUGAUGUUUUAUCGUGUUUUUAAUAUUCUGUUGGGAGCUGCCCAGAGUUGCUGCAGAAACCCAGACAGAUGGGUGGGGUGUAAAUAAUAAAACUACUUCUUCUUCUUCUUCUUCUUUGCAUGCACACAUGUGUUUUUCUUUCCCUCCCCCUCAGUAAUAUUUAUUAAGUUUCAUACAAAUACAGCAAAUACUAUAAAAUCAAUGAAACAAACAUAAAAAAGCAAAAAAAGAAGAAAUAGAACACAUAUAACAGAUGAUAACCGAAAAUACAACCACAAACACUUAAAAAAUAAAAAGUUAAUUAAUUAAUUAAAUUUCCAACUUCUUAAACAUAUUACUUGACUUCCUCUAAUCUCUUCCAUCUGAAUUUCCUUGUAACUAAAUGUAGCAGUUUUCCAAUAUCAUUAUUCAAAAGCACAAUAUUCCGAUUAUGAUCAAAUUUCUUAACUUUUCUUAACAUUCUAUAUCUUAUUUAUUUAAUCUUAAUUUAUUCCUAUCAGGGAUGCGGGUGGCGCUGUGGGUGAAACCUCAGCGCCUAGGACUUGCCAACGUAUUGUCGGCGGUUCGAAUCCCCGCGGCGGGGUGAGCUCCCGUCGUUCGGUCCCAGCUCCUGCCCACCUAGCAGUUCGAAAGCACCCUUAAGUGCAAGUAGAUAAAUAGGUACCGCUCCGGCGGAAAGGUAAAUGGCGUUUCCGUGUGCUGUGCUGGUGCAGGCUCGCCAGAGCAUCUUCGUCACGCUGGCCACGUGACGCGGAAGUGUCUCCGGACAGCGCUGGCCCCCAGCCUCUUAAGCGAGAUGGGCGCGCAACCCCAGAGUUGGACACGACUGGCCCGUACGGGCAGGGGUACCUUUACUUUUACCUUUAAGUUAUUCCUAGGCCUGUUUAGUACCUUCAAGUAACUACUAAUCUUUAAUAUUACAAUAUUUGUUCAAAUAAUCUUUAAAUUUCUUCCAGUCUUCUUGAUUUUCCUCUUCUUUCUGGUCGCGGAUUCUCCCAGUGAGAUCAGCCAGCUCCAAAAAGUCCAUCAUCCACAUGUGCUUCUCUUUGGAUCAUGGUCUGCACUCUUAAUGCGCACUGUUUCCUUGUGUGCAUGCAUGCGCCAUCCAUCACAUUGCAGUGCAAUGCCCUGUUGCUGAUUCAGUGUGCCCCCUCCUCAUGGAUUGGGAACCUUUAGCUCUUGGUUGCCACAUCAUGGAGUUCUUAGUGUUUAUAGAAAUGGGAUUUUGAGAUGUAUGCCUCAGAGAAAAUGACACUUGAAACACACCCGGCGUGCAUUUGAACAGCACAGCCGGAAUGUCCUCUUCCGGCCCUUCAUCAUGUGACCGAUGAAACAUCAAUGUUUCCUUUGCAUGUGACCUCUAUGUGUUAGACUUGUGAGAGCACAGCUCUGUAUUAGUGAUUUAUUGCUCAUUCCAAGCCUGGCAGGAAGAGGUUAAUGUGGGGUGUUUUCCAGGGUUUGUGGAACGUACAGAAUGGUAAUCUCUUCAGAGCCAGCCCUAGCUUGUUUACAUAGCCACAUUAGUGCAUGGAAUGUGGACUCUUCCCAAGGUUCAGUGAUAGAAACUCAGAUACAGUGGUACCUUGUUUCUCAAACCUAAUCCGUUCCAGAGGUCUGUUCCAAAACCAAAGCGUUCCAAAACCAAAGCACGCUUUCCCAUAGAAAGUAAUGCAAAAUGGAUUAAUCCGUUCCAGACUUUUCAGAACAACCCCUAAAACAGCAAUUUAACACGAAUUUUACUAUCUAACAAGACCAUUGAUCCAUAAAAUGAAAACAAUAAUAAAAUAAAUAAAUAGGACAGUAUUGUAGAUGAUAAAAAUAAAAUUACUAUUUUUUCUUACCUGCACUGUUGAUAGUCAUUGUUUGGAUGGGGGGCUUUCAUCCAUUUCCGCAGCCAUAGAAUCAAUCGGUCAGUAGCUGAACUGGGUUCCCCACAGUCACAAAAGCAAAUGAACUGGAAAAGCCUCAAAAACAAAAACGCAAAAUAAAUAGCAAAAACAAAAGCGGCACACUUAAUCCAUUCCAGAAGUCCGUUUGACUUCCGAAAUGUUCGAAAACGCAGCUUCUGUUUCGUGCAGGUGCCCCAGAAACAAUAGCCGACAGUUGCAUCGGACAUUCGGCUUCCGAAAAACGUUCAAAAACCAGAACACACUUCCGGGUUUUUGGCGUUUGAGAACCAAAAUACCUCUGUAUACUGUAUUAGCUAGGCACCAAAUGGCUCCUUCAACCAAGAUUACAGUUGCCAUUUUGGAGCCAGACAGCUCGAAAGUCUUUUUUUCCAAUACUACCUCUUGGUUCCUGAAAUUGGUUCUGAUUGUGCAGAUGAAAUAUCGCAGAUAGAAUUCUGAAGGGUAUGUUGCUAGUUUGUGAAAACGGGCAAGAUCCAAGGAUCCCCAGGCAUGCACCUCGAGAUGGUGGAGACAUCGAGCACCGAAGAGUUGGUGGAAGAAGAUUGGAAGAAAUUUACAGUUUAUUUACAGAAACAUUGUAAAAUUAAGGAAUGUUAGAAGGAUGUUGGAAUGAAGUAAUGUGGUUUUAGCAGAAAUGCUAUAAAGGAUUAAGAAAAAAUAGAUUGCUAAAUGGUGAAAGGAGGGAAAGUAAAGUUACAUUAUAUUAAGAUAAAAUAGAGGACAAAAACUGGAAAAGAUGGAAAGGACUUGCUGAAAUAGCUAAUUGAACUAGAAUACAAAAAAGGGAGGUGUGAGGAGGUCAAGGAAAUAAGCAAAUGAAAGAUAAGUUAUGGGAAGAUUCAUUGUAUUUUUUUUCCUUUUCUUUUUUUCUUUCUUUUCUUUUUUUAUUGUGAUGUGAUGUUUUGUCUUUCUUUAAUAUGCUGUUUUUAAUUUCUAAUUUCUUCUUUUUGUAACCUUUUAAAAUUUAAUAAAUAUUAUUUUUUAAAAAAGAGAGAGACAUCGAGCACCAACCUGACACACGGGCAUAUUCACUUGGUCGCAAGUGUCUGAUAGCUAGGUGCAAACACCUGGUGAAUUUUGAAUGCUGUUCGCCUCAGGUGUCAAAAUGUCUUGGACCGGUCCUGGUGGUGUUUAAUAGCGCAUGAAACAUUGGUUAGGAACCUUUAGAAUUUUCUCUUUCACCAUUUCCGAUUGCUUGUGCAUUUUCUUGUGUACUCAUUUUGAAAGGUGCCAUUUUUGUGCAUGCCUUGAUCUUUGCCCUUUUGCUGUGGUUGUCUCAAUAACCCUUCACAGCUGUGCAAAUAGAAGUGAUGUCAGUGCUGGACCUCCAGCCACUCAGUUAACUUAUGGAGAAGCUUGGUGAGACAUUCAGUGAGUCAUUUAUUAGACAGUGUGUCCCUGCUUAAAUUUCUAGUAUCUGACUGCUGUAGGCAAGUAGUACUGCAGGUUUUCUGGAAGCCGAUCAAUGCCAUCUUGCUAUAAAACCAAUAAAAUAUUCUAAAGAAGGAUUUAAAAGCCCUGCAAAGUAUUUGAUCUUUAUGGUCUGCAGACCAAAUAAAAUGAGCUGGUUAUGAACCAAGUGUGGCUGAAUUCACACAGCAGGCUAUAUGUUUUCUAAAAUAGAUAAAAAUAGCUGUUAGCAAGAGCUUAGCUCCUCUAGAAACAGCAACUGUGACCUAAAUCGAAAAGAAUGUUCUGAUAGGGUUAAACCAACAACUGCUAAUCCCUUUCCCUAAAUCUCUCUUUCGAUCAUGCAUUAAAAAGGGAUCUGUUUGUCUCCCUCCCUUUGCAUCUUUGCAGUUCUGCAAAUUAAUAUAUUUUUUGCAUCUCUGCAGUUCUGAGGGCUGGAGCUUAGCUCCAGAGCCUGUCUGCUUGCAUAGCCAGUGUGGUUUAUAGUCGGGCAUGAUGAGAAUGGUUGUCCAAAACAUCUGGAGGGCACCAGGUUGGGGAAGGAUGCUUUGACAUCUGGCCUGGGAGGCAAAUGGGAAUUAAAUCUCCUUCGUCCCUUCCAUCCGCCAAGCCUUAACACAUGGGAUGGCUUCUAAGUUUGAGUCUAUCUCCCCCCCACCAUUCUCUUUAUGCCUUCCUAUAGCACCGACCUGCAGCUGUUUCUCCCUGUCCAGUAGUUUUUGGCAGGUACAGCAUCUUCCUACCUCCUGAAGCUUGGGGGGGGCUGUAUUUUCCUCUCUUCCUUUCACACCCCUAGCUGGUGAUUCUCCCUCAGCAGCAAGACCACUGUGUUCCAGACAUCUCCCCCUCCAGCCUUGCCUAUGUAGUGUUCCUGCUGGGGGGUGGGGGUGGGGGCAGGAAGCUAAGGAAGUGGCUGCUGACACUAUCCUCACCUCUUCCUUCUUCACAUAUUUGCUUUCGAUGACUUGAGAUUGGAAACCAACAGUACUGACACAGUGCUCAUCUUUUAGUGGUUUGGAGUAGGAAUUUUUUUCCUUUUCUAGUACAGUGGUACCUUGGUUCUCGAAUUUAAGCCGUGUUGGACGUUCGGUUUCCGAAAAACGUUUGCAAACCGGAACACUUACUUCCGGGUGGCAUUCGGGAGCCAACUUGCUCUGGAGCCAAGCUGUUUGUAGUACCUUGGUACUACAGCGGUACCUUGGGUUAAGUACUUAAUUUGUUCUGGAGGUCCGUUCUUAACCUGAAACUGUUCUUAACCUGAAGCACCACUUCAGCUCAUGGGGCCUCCUGCUGCCACUGCGCUGCCAGAGCACGAUUUCUGUUCUCAUCCUGAAGCAGAGUUCUUAACCCGAGGUAAUAUUUCUGGGUUAGCGGAGUCUGUAAGCUGAAGCGUAUGUAACCUGAAGCGUAUGUAACCCAAGGUACCACUGAACUGUAUUGUUCAAUGAGCCCUUUUAGGAAUGUUGUUGUGUUUUGCCUAAUCGCUGUUGGGUUUCUAAUUGAGCUUUAGCUGUUGAGCAUUGUUACAAAAGUUGGGGGUGCUCCCCCCACUCUCUGCCCAGCCGUGGCAGGAGCCUAUGGGGUUCCAGGGUCUGCAUUCCUUUUUUUUUUAAUGAUAUUUAUUAAAAUUUCAAAGAAUACAAGAAUUACACAAAAACAGAAAGUAAAAAUACAAGAAAAUACAAAAUACAGAAAAAAGAAUACAUGAAAAAUAAAAAGGAACAUACAAAAUAAAAACAAUUAAAAACACAUUAAUUUUCCCUAACAUAUCCUCCUUACACUUAUUUCCCCGGACCUCCUCGUGCCUCCCUUUUUUGUAUUCCAGUUCAGUUUGUUAGUUCAGCAAAUCCUUACCAUUAAACUUUAUUCAUUUGUGAACCUUUUUUUUUUCAUAUCUCCUAAAGCAUUACAGCUGGAAACCAUUUAGUUUCUAUCCAACAUCCUUCUAAAAUUCAUUAAUUUUACAAUAUUUCUGUAAAUAGUCUUUAAAUUUCUUCCAGUCCUCUUUCACCGACUCUUCUCCCCGGUCUCGGAUUCUGCAAGUCAUUUCCGCCAGUUCCAUAUAGUCCAUCAGCUUCAUCUGCCAUUCUUCCAGAGUGGGUAAAUCUUGUGUCUUCAGGGGGUCUGCAUUCCUUUAGAGAACUGAGGCAUGGCAGAGACCGUCAUAGCUUUAAGAAGUAUGGUUUAUUCACCUUCAGUUUGCACGAGAGUAUGGUCAUUUCAAGAGGGGCUUGUACCCCACAGCAGGGCCGCCUUGGAAUCCAAAGCAUCUCUCCAAGCCAGCUUGCAGCCAGCCUUCCCCAAAAGUAUCAGGGUCUUCCUUCCUUCUUCCCAGCAACGUUUUUUGUUUGUUUGUUUGUUUAAAAGUUUUUAUUAUUAAAAUAAUUCAACAUUAAUACACACAUAUUGUGAAUUUAAUUUAAUUUAAUUUAUACCCCGCCCUCCCCAGCCAAGACCGAGCUCAGGGCGGCUAAAAUCAGGUAUAAAAACAAUUGAUUAAAAUAAAAACAAGAUUAAAAUACUACUUAAAAUGCAGCCUCAUUUCAGCGGAAGCCCAGAUCAAAAACUGUUUGGGGGGGGGGAAGAAAUCUUCACCAAGGCCAACUAUCCAGAUUGGUCCUACGUGGGCCAGAAAAGCCAGGGAAGUCCCCAAAUAGAGGUUCCAUCACAGAAGGAAAAGGAAAGAGAGAGAGGGGAUUUAUAAGAUAAAAACUGUUCCCUUUCCCUUAUGAGGUAUUCCGGAGCCCGUAUAGAGUCCUUAAGUGGGUUCCCUAUUGGUAGGAGAAAAAUAACAGGCCAACCAGAGUAUAUUGAGAAGCAAAGCGGCUAGUAAGCCUGAUCUUUAUUAAAGGAACUGUUGCAAAAGGGUCUCCACUCACCACAUGCAGGAGGGAGGAGGAACCCACAACGAUGGUGUGCAAGCCCUUAUAUAGACUUUUGAAAUUGCCCACCCUGUAGCCCAAAACCACCCCCCUGAAACAUCAUACAUACAUCACAGAAGGAGGUGGUCUACAGCAGAAAUCCAGUCUGCCAGGAUACCUGAUAAUGGUCGCUGAUUGCUUUACCUGGGCAGCCUGGCCAUUGUUUUGUGAUGGUUAAUACUUUAGUUCCCGAGUCCAGGUCACAGGCUCACCGUAUUCAUACACAAAUACACCCUUAAGACAGGAUUUGCAAGCAAAAAGGCAAUGGGAAGGCUUUCCCCAUUUGCCUCCCUUACUGCAGAGGAACAUUUGAGGUCAUUGGAAGAGUCAAAAUGGCUUCAGGAUUACUCUCCCAUACGAUUUCAGACACAUGGUUCAUAUAUUUAUAUAUGUGUGUAUUUAUGAAUAUUCUAUAUUUGAGGGACACGGGUAGUGCUGUGGGUUAAACCACUGAGCCUAGGUCUUGCCGAUCUGAAAGUCGGCAGUUCGAAUCCCUGCAAUGGGGUGAGCUCCCAUUGCUCAGUCCCUGCUCCUGCCAACCUAGCAGUUCGAAAGCACACCAGAGUGCAAGUAGAUAAAUAGGUACCGCUCCGGCGGGAAGGUAAACGGCAUUUCCAUGCGCUGCUCUGGUUCGCCAGAAGCGGCUUAGUCAUGCUGGCCACAUGACCCGGAAGCUGUACGCCGCAUACAAUAAAGCGAGAUGAGCGCCGCAACCCCAGAGUCAGCCAUGACUGGACCUAAUGGUCAGAGGUCCCUUUACCUAUUCUAUAUUUGAGACCUCAAAAUUCUUAUAACAAACCCUUGCUCUCAAGACUCUUUUCCCCGUCUCCUCACACCCAGUUACCCUGGCAACCUUCCAAACCCCCAGUCUCUGUUCACACCUCGGGGUGUGUGACAAGGGCGAAGGACUGUUCUCUUGCAUUGCCGAUAGCCCUCAAUGGCCCUGUAUUUGGUGUUGCCCAGAGAAAAAGGCUUGAAAACCACUGGUUUAGAUGGCUUGCAGGUAUCCUAUCGCAGAAAUCCACCAGUCCCUUGAAAUCCAUUCAUGUGAUGCUGUUGCUUUGGGGGAGAUGGGCUGUGCGUCUUUUGAUGACAGUGGAGGAAGGUGUUUUGGGGUGGUGGAGAGGCACUGCCUUCUAACUAGCAUCUCACCAGCGUUUCCUUGUCCUCCUGCAGAUCUGUGCCCUUCUCUUUGCCAGCCUCUACAUCCUGUGCUACUUCAUCCUAACUCGCUUCAAAAGGCACACAGACUUCACAACAGGUAAGGUGGGGGCAGGAACUUGGGUGGACAGGAUCUAACCCCCUGUGUUCAUGUCUUGCUCAAAGUUUAGGUUUUUAAUAAAGGGUGGCUUGGAUUCCUUAGGGAGGAGGCCUGGGAAACAGCGUUUGUUCUCUGUUCCAGUAGAUGCCAACCCAGGUAAGUGUGACUGUGGUCCUACAUGCAUCCAAUGUUUGGGCAUGUUUGAGACAACAUCUCUGCUACAGCAAUGCUCUUUGGACAAGCUUUUGUGUCUCUAGGGUUUUUAUGCUUGAUAGGGCUUGGUGAUAUCUGGUUUUCUUUUUUUUCUUUUUUUAAAAAUUAUUAGAUUUUCUACAAACAACAAAGAAUAAAAAUAAACAACAACAUAUACAAAAGCAGUAUCAAAUCCAUGAAAUAGGAUUCUCUGAAUCCUUUGACUUCCCUCUACUCCCUUAGAUUUUCUUUUUCAGCUGCAUAUCAUUAGUACUCCGAGCGUCUUUUCCUCCAAAUUUUCCUAUACUAUCUCUACAAUUACAAGUGAUCUUAAAAGCCCUGCCAAUGUAUUAACCCGCUUACAAUACUUUUGCAAAAUACAUAAUAAACAUUUCCCAAUGUAUAUUUGGGGAUAUCUGGUUUUCAGCAUUGUGCUAUAUCACCAGUUUUUAAGUUGUCCAAAUAUAAACAAGUUAACUUAUUAAACUUAUUAUUAUCACCAUAAUUUCAUAAUUAUCAGUCUCUGUAUUUCUAAUAGGGUAACCAAAUCAGUAGUUUUUGACGUAACUGUAAAAACUACUCUGAAAAUUUAUUAUUCCAACCUUCAUCUGGUUGUAAAUAUUAAGAUUAUACCAGCAAGAAUGAGCCUUUCUGUAAAAAGAGAGAGAUUUAAAUCAAAUCUUACUGACUAGUGAUUUAAAUCAUGGUUUAAAUCAAAUUGAUUUAAAUCAAAUCCACCCUUGUGAAACUAUGGAAGACAUUGUGCCCCUUCUUCCCCAGCUAGGUCGCUCUAGGGAGGGGCUAUUCCCCCAUGUCUGACAUCUUUGCAGCAGCUUUCAUAUAUAUAUAUAUUUGCAGCUAAACCCUGUGGAAAAGGCCUUUUCCUUCAUGCUUCGGUUUGUUUACACUCGUUAGCCUAGUUGUCCCGGGAGUGGUUGGCCUAGGCAACAUGGGAACAUGGGGAGUACAGUUAUUUGAGAACCAUUUUCCAUCCCUGCAAAGGAGCACUGGAACUGAAUUUUAUGCAAUCUGAUGCUGGAGAUGACUUGCUAGGCACAGGGUCCAUGAUGAGACCAGGAAGAAGCCAUGCUCAGUUCCAGGUUGUGGGGGUUUUGCGCUUGGUUUCUAUGCCAACCCAAGGGUUAUUUCCCAGAAUGCUCAGUUCCAGCACAGGAGUAGUCAAGAGGAGUCCUGCUAGCCCAUAGAACUAAAGGCGCUGGAGUAAUUUCUGCACCCAAUUACCUGCAUUCAAAUCCCCUUUAUCAAGCAGUUGCUGUUCCCCUUGUGUUUCUAGCCUCCUCCUUACAUAGCUUUCAGCAGCGCUGCUCCUGAUUAUAUGGACAAAACGACACACAUGUGUCAAAGAGCAUAAUGCGCCGGCAAGGGAGCUGUUAAUAAAGGAGGAAUUCAAGACAGGGCCUUCUUGUGGUGGCACCUCAGCCCUGAUUAUCUUUGGAGGGGCAGGCAGUAAACCCUUUUUAUUUUGUUGAGCCUCCAGUAGUGUUGAAUUAGAAUAUGGAAACUUUACUUUUUUCAACCCUGUUUUUAAUCUUUGUUCUUAAUCUUUCUUUUACAUGAUUCCAUAACUUUAUAAAUUUGUUUAAUUUGAUUUUGGUGUAGUGGCAAGAGUGUCGUACCAGCAGCUCGGAGGCCAGGGUUCAAAGCCCCACUCCGCCAUUAAGCUCACUUGAAACCUCAAUGAAAUAAGAACAUUUUACUGCCUUGGGCCAGUCACAGCCUCAUAGCCGGAGGGUUGCUGUUGGGACAAAAUGGAGAAGGGGGGGGCGCAGAAAUUUGUAUGCCACUUUGAGCUGCUUGGAGAGAAGGUGGGAUAUAAAUUUAAUUAAUAAAUAAAAUUGUUUUUCGUUACUGUAAAACAUCUUUGGAGGGGCCAGAACGUGAUCUAGAAGUGCUCAAAUAAAACAGGAAUGGGUAUUUAUAGAACAGUGUCUGAGGAGGGGAGAGAAAUGGCUUGGCAGAGGAUGGAAAUAAGUCCUGCCUUCAGAAUUGCCUGUCCCCUCUCCCCCUUCCCUUAACUCUCCCCCCUUUACCCCCCCCCAGUUCCCACAGAAUAUAGUCUGCUACUUGCUGGGCGUUUUGCCAGUCCCAAAAUGGCAAUUAAGCAAAACUUCAUCACAAUGCAUCUGGGUUACAGGCAGCCGGACCCAGGAAAGAAUGGAUUAGUUCCAUUUCUCUAUAGGGAACUAAGUCUUUUCAGACAAUGUGUGCCUUGUAUUCCGGAUACCAAGGAGACCAGCUGCGCUCCGAAGGGCUUAACAUGGCCGCAGAAUGGGGAGAGAAGGGGGUUGCCGUUCCAUAAAAGCAGCUAGAAUGUUAGGGGCAUCUAUGUAGGAUUUCGUUUUUGGGUUUUUAAAGCUGCAUUAUUAAUAGUAAUUCAUUCCUGCCAAGCAACUGGUGCAAAUAUUCUUCUUCUUUUUUUUGAAAUCGUUUUUAUUUGAUUUUACAAAUAUAAAUUAAUUACAAUACCAGUUACAUACCCAUAAAGUGAGGUUGAAUCUCAAGACUUCCCCCCGUACCUUCCAUAUUGUCAACAUUUCCAACUGCAUCUUGUUUCAUAGCCUAUGUUUUAUCUAUCCAAAUUGUCCGCAGCAUUUGUUACAUUACAAGUGAGAUUAAAAUCCUGCUAAUGUUUUCCUCUGCUUACAGUGGUCUCCUAAAUAAAUUACAGUCAUACCUUGGGUUGAAGUAGCUUAGGGUUGAGCAUUUUCGGGUUGGGCUCCGCGGCGACCCGGAAGUAACACGUUACUUCCUUGUUUCGCCGCUCGCGCAUGUGCAGACGCUCAAAAUGACGUCAUGCGCGGAAGCGGCGAAUCACGACCCGCAGAUGCGCAGAUGUGGGUUGCGUUCGCUUCAGGAUGCGAACAGGGCUCCGGAACGGAUCCCGUUCGCAUCCAGAGGUAUUACUGUAUAAAAUUUUCCCAUCCUUUCUCUAAUUUCUUGUCUUAUUGGUCUCUGAGUUUCCCGGUCAGUUUUGCCAUUUCGGCGUACAGUGGUACCUCGGGUUAAGUACUUAAUUCGUUCCGCAGGUCCAUACUUAACCUGAAACUGUACUUAACCUGAAGCACCACUUUAGCUAAUGGGGCCUCCUGCUGCCGCCGCGCCGCCGGAGCACGAUUUCUGUUCUCCUCCUGAAGCAAAGUUCUUAACCUGAAGCACUAUUUCUGGGUUAGUGGAGUCUGUAACCUGAAGCGUAUGUAACCUGAAACGUAUGUAACCUGAGGUACCACUGUACUACAGUCAUACCUUGGUUGUCAAAUGGAAACCAUACCGGAAGUCUGUUUGUCUUCCGAAAACGUUCGACAACCAAGGCACAGCUUCCAAUUGGCUGCAGGAGCUUCCUGCACGCAAUCGGAAGCCGUGUCAGAUGUUCGGGUUCCAAACAACGUUCGCAAACUCACUUCUGGGUUUGCGGCAUUCAGGAGCCAAAACAUUCGAGUCGAGUCACAAGGCGUUGGGGUCUGAGGUAUAUUAGAUGUCAAUCUGUCAAAGGCUUGAUUUUUGAAAUAAAAGACCUGCUCUAGCAGGAACAUUAAUGAGACCAGGGCUGGAGCUCGCAUCCCCACGCAGCUGUGCAACAAACUGGGCCUGCCAACGUUUUGGGGUGCGAUCAACUUUGCAGGAUAAAAAGGGGCAGGGAAGAGAGUGGUGUCUGCCACCCUGAGCUCCUUAGGAGGAAAGUUGGACGUGAAUGUAAUAAGUGACGAUGUUCCUUCUUUCUUAGUUGAUGAAGAUGCUGCUGUCAACAGAAUUGCGUAAGUUCCUUUCCUCAUCAUUCCUGGUACUUAAAAUUACUGGCAUCCUUUUUUUCCUCUCUCCCAUCCUCCUGCUUUACCUCCCCUGCCCCCCGUACAUAUGUUUAAAAAAUGUUUUAUGUAUAAUCUGUAAAUAGCUGAACAAGAAGCCGACUAUAAAUGACAAUUAAGGCUGCAAUCCACACCUGCCUGGAAGUAAGUCCCGUUGAAUUCAGCCGUGCUUACUUCGGAGGAAACAUGCAAAGGACUGUACGCUCAUUACUUGUUGAAUUUGUUGGCUGAAAAAUGGAGCAGAAUCCUUCAGUUUCAUGCAUUUUGGGGGUAUACUUUUAAGAAAGGGUGUACUGGAGGCGUUCUCAGCCAGAUAAGACAAUUACACAUUUUCUGUGACCAUUGUUAAAAUGCAGGUUCUUUUUAGUUCUCUCAUAUCUGUACGUGUAUUAUGGUCACCAGUUGAUCUUUAAUGUCUGAGAUGGGCAGUAUCCAAUUGAUGUGUCGUGUCAGCACCAGGAUUCCUGCUUGCACAACAGAACUUCUCUUCCCAAAUAGCCACUAAAUCUCUACUAGGGGUUAUCCCAACCCUCCAGAUCAGAUUUGGGGAGGGUCCAGGGAGUUGGAAGGGGGAAGCUUCACUGUACAAGUGGAAAUUCUUCUGAUGACAGGAUGUGUUAGAUUCUGCCCUGUGUCUCACCUACAUUUAAGGAGAUGAUUCACAAGAUACAUUUCUAUAUGGGUAAAAAGGCACUUAACAUAUCUCUCUCUCCUCUCUCUCUCUCUCUCUCUCUCUCUCUCUCUCUAAUUUUUAUUAAAUUUUCUGUUUAACAAUUUAGAAUACUCAUUUAAACAACCUUAAAAUAACAAUGACUUCCCUUCUUCUCUUUCCAUGGUUCAUUUUGGAUAACAUAAAUCCCUGCAUAUUUUACAUAAACUAAACCAUUCAGUAUUCCAUUAUUACAUCCAUCAAAACUUCUUUACACUGUUGAAUUAAGUUAACAUGUCUCCUUAAACUCAUAUACAGUCAUCAACAGACUCCCAAAAGUAGUCAAGGAAAGCUGCAGCCAUUCUGUGGUCAUUAGACACCUUGGGCUGCAUUUUAUUUUGUUUUAUGCAUACAUAGACACUUUUGCAAUAGCAGUUCCAUAGUAUGUAUUUUUUAAAAACAUUGGGGCUUCUCUAUCUGUGGAGCAUCUUGGGCCUCCUGCUGCUCACCUUCAUUCCUGCUGUGGAAGAAAUGUUAUUCGCUUGAAAGGGGGCAGUGGGUGGGUGGAAAGCUGUCAAUCGUGAGACACAGGUUUUAAACCCCCUUUCUUUGCUCUGCUCCCCAGACUCUGGCUGUGCACCUUCACCUUGGCAGUAUCUCUAGGAGCUGUGCUCCUGCUUCCCUUCUCCAUCAUCAGCAACGAAGUUCUGCUUACCUUCCCACAAAACUACUACAUCCAGUGGCUCAAUGGGUCCCUCAUCCACGGUGAGCUCCAUGCUGUGGCUUGUACAUUCGACCGCCUGGGUCUUCAGUGUGCUGCUCUAUGGGAAGAGAGAGCAACUAGGGGGGUUAGAGGUUGUAAAGACUGUGGAGAGAAUAAUUGGGUUCACUCUUCCCACCUUGGAUCAAAUCUAUGCUUCCAGGUGCCAUAAGAAAGUGCAGAGAUAGCGCAGGAUAGUGCGCACCCCAGAAAUGAUCUCUUUCAGCUUCUGCCUUCUGGAAGAAGGUACAGGGUUAUAAAGACUAGGACUAGCUGCCUGAGAAACAGGUUCUAUUCCAAUGCGUUUUUGGUUUUAAACGCAGUGUAAGGUAGUCCCUAUGGGAGUGUAUUGUAUUUAAUUAUGGGGUAUCAAGAGUUUUUAGGGGGCUAACCAGGUUUCUGAUGUCUGAUGUAGAUUUUCAAUUUUGUUGUUCUGUAUGGGACAAUGACAAUAAAGAUUAUCGUAUCGUAGAGAGAGCAGUUGUGUGGCAUUGCCUCUUCAGCAAUAGCCUGGGAUAUUAUUUGCUGAAUACUUCCCAUUACACUGAAAAUGACUGUGGCUUCCAGGGCAUUAAUUGGAUUUCUGAGUACCCCAGCCGUGAGACUCCCGGGUGGGGAGACUUUAGUUUAGCUCAGACAAGUCAUAAGAAGCAAGCUACCUUUUCUUUAUUUCCAGCAGGGUUUCCCAAAUUUGGGUCUCCAGCUGUUGUUGUUGCUUUGGACUACAAUUCCCAUCAUCCCUGACCAGUGGUCUUGCUAGCUAUGGGUGAUGGGAGUUGUAGUCCAAAAAAACCACAGCCAGAGACCCAAGCUUGGGAAACGCCGAUAUACAGUUGUAUCCCACCCUUCCAGCAAGGAAGUUCUCCCCCUCUCCAUUUUUAUUCUCACAACCACCCUGUAAGGUAGGUUAGGCUGAGGGUUGGGAGGGGGGCAUCCACCGCUGGUCAGAUAAGAAGGAAGGAAAGCUUGAACUGUAUAUCCAUAGAGAUAUAUAAUUUGCCAUUGCUUAAACCAGGCCUUCUCUCUCGUUCCCACCAGGGCUCUGGAACCUCGUCUUCCUCUUCUCCAACCUCUCCCUCGUCUUCCUCAUGCCCUUUGCCUACUUCUUCACCGAAUCCGAAGGUUUUGCGGGAUCAAAGAAGGUAACAGCUGCCCUUCUGCUCUCCACCCUUCCUCCUCCCCCAGAUUCAAAGCAGCGAUUGAUCCUUUUUUUCCUGUCACCUCCCCUUUUUCCAGGGGAUCAUGGCUCGCGUCUAUGAGACGUUUGUGGUCCUCCUGCUGCUGACCCUGUUGGUGCUGGGAAUGGUCUGGGUCGCAUCUGCCAUUCUGGACAACAACGCAGCCAGCAGAGAGAGUCUCUAUGGUGAGUUUGUGUCCCUUAGCUCCCUUUCCACUUUUCCCAGGGUUUGUGUCCAAAAGCAAGGAAGGGAGACUGGAACCCAAUCUGUGUGCAAGGCUCAGUCAAUAUUGCUAGAUAUGCAUCAGAUUGAACUCUUGGCCACCUGGUCUGCAUACUGCCAGCAGUAACUGGAAGCAGUAUGGUCAGAUAUAUUUUUUUUGGGGGGGGGGGAGCCUUUUUGACCAGAUGGGCCAGAUCUUUCUCUUCCACCCCAGUGAAUUUCUUUAUUUUUACUUUGUUAUUGUACUUCACCCUCUUAAUCUAUUACAAUAUUUGUUAAGAAUUGAUUCCAAAUAUCAUUGAACUUGUCCAUGGCAAGUCUUCAUUUAUAUGCAAGUUGUUCGUAUGUUGCAAGUUUGUGUAAGUUCAAUCAUAGAAGGGAGCCACAUUUUUAUUUUUCCAAUUCAUCAGGAUGAGUCUUUUUGCUGUGGUAAGGGCAUGGAGAGUCCACUUGUAUUGUCCUUUUGUAAGGUUCCAUGUGCUGGGUAUAUAAUUCAAGAGGAUAUUUUGCUCUGUAAAUGUAAGGUUGUUCCGUACAGUUCUGGUGAUGGUUUCAGUUACCUUCUGCCAAAAAUCUAUCAAUAUAGGACAAUAAAAAAACAUACGUUUUAGAGAAGCAUUGUCUUUAUUGCAACUCUGGUGGUUAGAUACCUUAGAUAGCCCUAUUGUAAAACAAAAUUAAUGGGGUCCAGCAUAUAUUCACCCAGGCCGCAGGUGGCGCUGUGGGUUAAGAAGGUCAGAAGGUCGGCGGUUCGAAUCCCCGCGACGGGUGAGCUCCCGUUGCUCGGUCCCUGCUCCUGCCAACCUAGCAGUAUUAAUAUUAAUAAUAAUAAUAAUAAUAAUAAUAAUAAUAAUAAUAAUAAUUGCUCCAAUGAGCAUCGUGGCCGCUGAAUUCUGCACCAGUUGAAAUUUCACCAGCUGUUAGGUGUUGGGCAGGUGGGGCAAAUGGCCUUGUCUGAGGGCUGUAGGCUCCCCACUCAAGCACUGCCCCCUGGUGGCCCGUUUUAUUUGCCCGAACCGCACAUUGACUGCCUUUCUUUCUGCAGACUUAUGGGAAUACUACCUCCCCUACCUCUACUCGUGCAUCUCCCUGUUUGGUGUGCUGCUGCUCUUGUGUAAGUCAUUUGGUUUUUUUUAAAUGCAUAAUUAUUAUUCCUACUAUUGGGAUGCUGCUGGGAGGAAGGAGAACUCAGUGCCAGGAUCGCAGAUCCGAUCCGGAAGGUUAGAGAGGGGUCCUAAAUGCCUGGGGUUGAAUUGCCAUCUCCACAGGGUCUGUUGGAUAAACAAUGUAUUCUGAGCUUUGUUUGCAUUUUUAAAAAAGGGGGGUGUAUGUGAUGUUUUGUAAGGAGAGGGAAGAUAGCUGCUCUACCACUGAGCUAUCUUUGCUGCACGCAGAAGAUCCCAGGUUUAAUACCCAAAAUCUCCAGGUAGGACUGGGUGAGCACCUGUCUGAAACCCUAGAGCCAUCCACUAGCCCAGGGGUCUGCAACCCGCGGCUCCGGAGCCGCAUGUGGCUCUUUUACACCUUUGCCGCGGCUCCGGGGCGGAUACUAGCGAGGGGAGGAGGCGCAUUGUGCGCCCCGACACUCUCCACUGUGGCGGGCGCUGUACUGGCUGUGACGUCGCAUGGGGGCGGUACGUGCGUUAGUCACGCACCGUCCCGACGUCACCUUCCCGCCCGCUGUCAGAUCGCGGCUCCGGAGAUAUAUUUGUUUUAAAUGUCGCAAUGGUUUUGCGGCUCCCAGGUUUUUUUUCUUCAGAUACGGGUCCAAGUGGCUCUUUUUGUCUUAAAGGUUGCAGACCCCUGCCCUAGCCCUAUACCUGUCCUGUAUAAUACAGGAUUGUCCCGUAUUUCAGUGUAAAAUGGCACAACUUGUAUUGAUACAGUUUUGUCCUGUAUUUCACUUCUUUCUUUCUUUCUUUCUUUCUUUCUUUGCUUUUCAAAUUUAUAUGUUUCAUUAGUUUUACUUUUUUUUAAAAUAAUUUUUUUAUUAGGUUUUAAACAAAGAAAAAAGAAAAACAACACACACAAAAAAAACCAAUACAAAACUUAACAAUAAAAUCACAAAACAUAACAAUUAAAAACAAACUCUCUUUUCCAUUCCCAAUUUUAAAUUACUUAUUUUCUGGACUUCCUCAUGCCUCUCUCUUUUGUAUUCCAAUCCACAUUAUUUGUCCAGCAGUUUCUUUUCCACUUUUUUAAUCCCAAUCUUUAAUUUAAUAAAAUGUUAAAAUAUAUAACUUCAACUUUUUUUAAACCUAAUCCUUGCUCUUAAUGUCAUAUAGCUUUAAAUUUUUCCCUUUUAUUAUCAAAUUUCCAUUUCUUUAUAACAUCUUAAUCUUAAUCUUUUUAAUCUUAAUCUAUCCUUAACUUUAACCUGUGCAGCUGGAAACCACUUAUUUUCAAUCCAACAUCACUCUAACAUUCCUUAAUUUUGCAAUGUUUCUGAAGAUAGUCUUUGAAUUUCUUCCAGUCUUCCUCCAUCGACUCUUCUCCCUGGUCACGGAUUCUACCAGUCAUUUCCGCCAAUUCCAUAUAGUCCAUAAGUUUCAUCUGCCAGUUUUACAAUCAAUUUAACAUUUCAAAAUUUGACUUCUUUCCCCUUCUUUCUGCGGUUCCUUGAAUUUAUUUUUUAAUACCUUCUGCAUAUCCAAGUUCAUUUAACCUGCUCAUUUAAUUAUCUACUGUAAAUAUAUACUGCAGGUUAUUACAAUAAUCUUGCUAAUGUUUUUAUCUGUUUACAAUUUAUCUGUAAAUAUUCAAUAAACCAUUUCCAUUCUUUUAUUUAAAAAAAGUUUGUUAUCUUGAUUUCGUAUACCAUUUCUGCAUAUUCCAUAGGUUUUUGUAUCCAUUCCUCCUUUACUGGGACUUCUGCUUCUUUCCGCUUUUGGGAAAGUAACAUUCUUGCUGCUGUUGUAGCAUACAUAAAUAAAUUUCUAUACGAUUUAGGUAGUUCUGUCCUUAUAAUUCCCAAUAGAAAAGCUACUGGGGAUUUAAAUAAAAAUAAAAGUUAUUUUGAACAUCCUUUUCAAUUCAUUAUAUAUCAUUUCUCUCUCUCUCUCUCUCUCUCUCUCUCUCUCUCUCUGCCAAGUUAGGGCUCCCCCCCCAAAUGCAUAUGUUUGAAAAAGGGUGUGUAAAAGAUCAUAUGCCAAGCACAGACACGUCAACAAAUCAAUGUGUAUGUGUGUGCACAUGUGUGAGUGUGACAAAUUCCAGAGAGGGCAUCUUGUUAGGCUGCAGUAGAUUGUAACGGAUUGCUUUGAAGUCAUUUCAGCACCAGAUUUUUUUUGGGGGGGGUGGGGAAUCACCCCCUAACUGCCCCGGCCCACCCUGUCCUGUAUUUUGUCCGAACAUAGGUGGCAAUUCUUGACCCAGGCUACUUUUUUUUUUUUUUGUAUGUGUAUCUCUCUGCGUAGGAAACAGAGGGAUAGAAAUGCUUGCCGAAUAGCUUUGUGGCGGAAGUAGGAAAUGACUAUUUUCCCUUGAGCAAAAUUCUUGCUCUCUCGCUUUGGGUGUUGUCCUGAUCGGGGAAAAACAGUGCUCCUUUUUUUUCAAGAAGAAAAAAAGUUGGUUACUCAGCAUGAAGUUGUUACAGUCAGUGCCGCACUUUUAACAUUCAGGGGGCACUGAGUACCCAUGAGUACCUACAGCAACAACAACAAAAAAGCACUUGGAGAAUCUAUAUUCCAAGGAUGGUCUUAUAAUCUCCCUUGGCUUUCUGCCGGAGGGUGUGCCUUGAGCUCAGAGAGUGUUUUUGAAGCUUCCUGGAGCUCGUUCUUCAUUGGAUCCAAACAAAACAAAACAAAACAAAACAAAACAAAACAAAACAAAACAAGAACCUAUUAAAUGUUAGACAGGGAUGACGGCAUCUCUGCAAAGAGCCCCAAACCAGAGAUUUUGUUGCACUGCGGAAUGAGGACACUUUUAAGUACAGGUUUUUUGAGGCCAGCUGGAUCCCCAGAGUUGCAACAGUUUCCAAGAGAUUUUCUGUGUGUGUCUGACCCUGUGGAGGCCUGUUUCCCCCCUCUUUGAGCCUUGCCGGUUCUUGCGCUUGGAGAAUGGUGCCACCUCCUGGCAGAAGGUUGCCGUGAUGGAAUUACAUGCUGGUGCUGCUGUUUACAACUCUUUUUCUUCUUCUCUUUCUCUCCCUCCACAGUGUGCACCCCCUUUGGCCUGUCACGGAUGUUCACCGUCACAGGGACACUGCUGGUGAAGCCCAGGGUAAGAGCAGGAGAAGCUUUUUGGACUUGCCAAGCCUAGUAGAAGGGAUGCGGGUGGCGCUGUGGUCUAAAGCGCUGAGCCUCUUAGGCUUGCCGAUCAGAAGGUCGGCGGUUCGAAUCCCCGCGAGGGGUGAGCUCCCAUUGCUCUGUCCCAGUUUCUGCCAACCUAGCAGUUUGAAAGCACGCCAGUGCAAGUAGAUAAAUAGGUACCGCUCCGUUGGGAAGGUAAACGGCGUUUCUGUGUGCUCUGGUUUCCAUCACGGUGUUCUGUUGCACCAGAAAUGGUUUAGUCAUGCUGGUUACAUGACCCGGAAAGCUGUCUGUGGACAAACACCGGCUCCCUCAGUCUGAAAGCAAGAUGAACACUGCAACCCCAUAGUCGCCUUUGACUGGACUUAACCAUCCAGGGUUCCUUUACCUUUUACCAUUACCUUUUAGUACAAAAGAGAAGAGGGAAAUGAUCAACAAAGCAACCUGGUUACGUCUCACCAAACGUUCUUAGUUGGGAGUGGGAAACAGAAUAAGCAGCAGCAGGAUAGAUGACACUGUCUAGAUCAGGGAUUGGGAAGUCUCGGGCCCAGAGUCUGAAAGCUGCUCUCCAGACCCUCCCUCUGAGUCUUAGGGAGCUCUUUGCAGGCCAUGCCCCUCACAGACCCGGCUCUGCCCCCUCCUCAGGUGCUUUUACCUGCCUAGAACGUGUCCUUAACACCUCUGCCUAGCCUGGGUGGCAGGUGUGUGUGCGUGUGCCUCAGCCCAGUAUAUCUGAAGGAGCGUCUCCACCCCCAUCGUUCACUGAGGUCCAGCUCUGAGGGCCUUCUGCUGGUUCCCUCACUGUGAGAAGUGAGGUUACAGGGAACCAGGCAGAGGGCCUUCUCAGUAGUAGCGCUCACCCUGUGGAACACCCUCCCAUCAGAUGUCAAGGAAAUAAACAACUACCUGACUUUUAGAAGACAUCUGAAGGCAGCCCUGUUUAGGGAAGUUUUUAAUGUCUGGUGUUUUAUUGUGUUUUUAGUAUUCUGUUGGGAGCUGCCCAGAGUGGCUGGAGAAACCCAGCCAGAUGGGCGGGGUAUAAAUAAAAACUAUUAAAUUAUUAUUGUGUGUGUGUACAUCAGAUUUUUUGCAUGACUAGGACAAUGCAAAAACAGCUCUGUAAAUAGUAAGAGGCCCAUGUCUUUCAUCCAGUGGGUGGGGUUGUUAGUGCUCUUGAUUGUCUAGUUUCUCUCAUACGUUUUCCUCUUUUUCUGUAGCUGCUGGAGGAUUUAGACGAGCAACUGAACUGUACAGGAUUUGAGGAAGCUGCCAUUUCGCGUAAGAUCCACUCUGGUAAGUGUCCAGCCGAGAUGGUACAAAGCUGGCCGGAAAUGGCUGAUUUGGCACCUGAUUUGGUUAAUGCCCUGAAAGUAAAGCUGCUAGAUGUGGGCAUUGUGGCUGAUAAAGGUGGUUCUUUCUCUGAGUAUUGGUGUAGAUAUUAUCUAUAUAUCUAUAUAUAUUUAUAUUUAAUUGUCUUUGCAUUGCACAGGGAAAACCUCCUGCUGGCUCAACUUUGAUAUGGAAGUGCUGAGGCAACAAUACCUAGCGAUUCACGCGCACAGGAUAACGCUGGGUAAGAGCAAAGCAGGGCAAAGGCAGGAGCUCUUUAUCUUAAAUAUGCCCCAUGUAUCUAAUUUAUCACUGGACAGUUGUGGGAUGUGGGAUUAAGCAUCCUUAGAUUGUUGUCUGCAUUAUUAAAAUUACCACCAUGAUUCCUAUCAUCCAGUCUCUGUAUGAUGAUGUUUGCAGUUUACUACUCUGGAUGUAGUUUGCAGUUUAAAAAAACAAAUCCAAGAAAGAAUGAAGUGGUGGCUGGAUUGAUUAUGCAGAUCAAACAAAUCCAGAUUAGCAUACCUUUAAAGCUACCCAUCCCAGGCUUAAUAGGGACAUGGGUGGCGCUGUGGGUUAAACCACAGAGCCUAGGGCUUGCCGAUCAGAAGGUUGGCGGUUCGAAUCCCCAUGACGGGGUGAGCUCCUGUUGUUCGGUCCCUGCUCCUGCCAACCUAGCAGUUCAAAAGCAUGUCAAAGUGCAAGUAGAUAAAUAGGUACCGCUCCUGUGGGAAGGUAAACGGCGUUUCCAUGUGCUGCUCUGGUUCGCCAGAAGCGGCUUAGUCAUGCUGGCCACAUGACCUGGAAGCUGUAUGCCGGCUCCCUUGGCCAAUAAAGCGAGAUGAGCGCCGCAACCCCAGAGUCGGCCACGACUGGACCUAAUGCUCAGGGGUCCCUUUACCUUUACCUUUAUCCCAGCCCUAGGAUGUUCUGCAUUUAAUUACCUGUAUGAUGCGGGUCAGAGAAUUUGGCUGGGGCAAUGUCUAGUUAUCAACUCCCUAUUUUGUGUUUUGUUUUCGCAGAAACACGCCGCAAAGCCUCAGCUUGGCAAAGGAACUUGGGAUACCCACUGGCCAUGCUUUCUUUGCUAUCUCUAACGGUAAAUGUCAGGUCUGAAAUUGGGGAUCUGAAAUUGGGAGAUAGGCGAUCGCAAUCUCUUGAGGCAGAAAAAAUGAAUGUCAGAAAACAGCAGCCUUCGCUUUGCGAUCUCUGUUUGCUGCCAAGCAGCCACUUGCAGAGGAUUCUGGGAAUGCAUUCAACAACAGUCUGCCAUUUUGGACUGGCCUGAAGGGCCAAGCCAUCAAAAUGGCGAUCGCCUGACGCAGCGUGAUUGGUGCUGCAGCCCAAACAGUGGCUGGGCAAAGGCCUCUUCCCGCUUUGCACCUCUCCAGAGAAGGAAAUUGUGUUCCACUGGGCGGUCCUGUGCUGCCAAGGUGCUCUGAUCGCCCCAGGUAGCCAGGCCCCUGCAGAGGUUACAUUUGCCCUGGGCCUCAGAGGGCUAAGCUUGCCAGGGUGGUGCUGCUACGGGCCUGUCAGACUUACGCUGUUUCAGUUUAUAACUUUAUUCUAACAAGACUCCCAGCCCCGGGCCUCAGUCAAGCUCCUCACAGGCCUGGCCAGGCCCACCCCUGGUCUUCUCCCCUCUCUUCUUGGAGAGUUUAGCUGGGGUGGGAAUUUCUGUGCCAUCCCACUUGGUCUCUGCAGCUCUGAGGCUGAGAAGAAGGCCCGUAGCUCGACAGGCAGCGGUGGUUCCCUCACGUCUGUGAGCGAAAGCGCCAAACCCGUUUCCUAGAGGCUUGGCAAUGGGUGGAGUGGAGUGUGGGUCUGUCAGCGGAGCCUCUUGCUAUAGGGAGCCAAGCUUUUGGUUUACUGAUUCUGCAGGCGAGUACAUGAAUGUCCCAGAAAUGAUACUGUCCUUUCCCUGUACUUUUGGUGGCUUCCUUGCAUUUAUGGAAAGCUCCUUGCUUAGACAAUAUGUGUUAAAAGAUGCCUGGACCAGGGAAUUUCUGUAUGUUGUGCUGUCCUUUUUUAAAGGCCCAAACCAGGGCUGCCUACCAGUUCUGAAGGCUAGGCUCUGGCUUCCCUCUUGGAGGCAGUCUUGCCUCUGAAUACCUACUGAUGGAAGCUGCAGGAGAAAAGAGUGCUGCUGCGCUCAGAUCCUACUUGCAGGCUCCCUGUAUGUAUUUGGUUGGCCACUUUGAGAGCAGAAUGCUGGACUCGUUGGGCCACUGCUCCAUCAGGCUCUUCUUAGGUUCUUAUGCUGGUGCUAUAUUGAUAGAGACGCGGGUGGCGCUGUGGUCUAAACCACGGAGCCUCUUGGGCUUGCCGAUCAGAAGGAUGGAGGUUUGAAUCCCCAUGGUGGCGUGAGCUCCCGUUGCUCUGCCACAGCUCCUGCCAACCUAGCAGUUCGAAAGCACACCAGUGCAAGUAGAUAAAUAGGUACCACUGCAGCGGGAAAGUAAACUGCGUUCCAUUGCAUCAUCGUGUUCCGUUGCACCAGAAGCGGUUUAGUCAUGCUGGCCACAUGACCCAGGAAGCUGUCUGUGGACAAACACCGGUUCCCUUGGCCUGAAAGCGAGAUGAGUGCCACAACCCCAUACAGUGGAACCGCAGGUUAAGAACUUUGUUCCGGUAAUUUGUUCCGGAGGUCCGUUCUUAACCUGAAACUGUUCUUAACCUAAAGCACCACUUUAGCUAAUGGGGCCUCCUGUCGCCGCCGUGCUGCCUCUGCGCAAUUUCUGUUCUCAUCCUGAAACAAAGUUCUUAACCCGAGGUACUAUUUCUGGGUUAGCGGAGUCUGUAACCUCAAGCGUCUGUAAUCCGAGGUACCACUGUAGUAGUCUUUGGCUGGACUUAACCAUCCAGGGGUCCUUUACCUUUACCUUAUAUUGAUAUCUUCCCCCUUCCUGCUAUCUUUUCCAGGGCAUCUCUGUUCUGGUUGUCUGUUUUCAUGUCUUGGAGCUGCUGUUGGAUGAUGCGGCCAUGCCUCGAGGGAUCCAGGUAAGAGAAAUGACCCCUUUGCCAGAGUCUCCUAAGCCAUCAUUUGUACUGGAGUGUUCUCCAGCCGCUCUCUCUUCAUGGCUCAGGCUUCUUAUCUCACCCUGCUGAGUUGCUUAAUUUCUCUGAGCUACUAUUUCACUUGCAAGACAUAGAUUAAAUUCAAUGGUUCAAGAGUCUUAGCCAUUGUGAUGCCUACCUUGCAGGCGUCUAGACCACUGUUCGAAACUCCCAUUGUUCCAGGCGCAUUUUGCAACAGGGAAUUUCAUUAGCACGAGCAGUUUCUGUGCUCUGGGUGCAGUACUGUGCCUGAGAUUUCAGAUUAAAACUGCAGAGUGGAAGGAAAGGAGGACCUUUUUCUGCCUCCCCACUUCCAGUUACUCUCUGAAGACUGGAGAAGAGACCCUCUUAAGGAUAUUAGAGGGGUGGGCAGGGGAAGGACUAAACCAUGUGAAAAAUGAACAUAAGAUUUUAGCUGCAGUUCAUUCAUUUUCAGCUUUGUAUUCUUGUUAUAAAAAAGUGCACCCAUAACCUCAGUUUAAGGUGCCAUUUAGCUCCUAGUUUUCGUAUCUCACUUUCUAACACUGGUCUAGACUGAUGGGUACACUGCACCAAGAUAAGUCUAACUUGCAGAAAGCAUAUUGUUUUAUUCAGCUCCUCCCUCCCCAAAGGAACCUAAUCACACAUUUCUCCUUUUGUCUCUCCCUUCCCAGGAUGCACCAUUGGGAAAAGUUUCUUUCUCUGUCUUUGGCUCUUUUGGGGCAGCCAUGCAAGUGAUCCUCAUAUUGUAUCCUUUGCAGUUUGUCCAUUUUGGAACUUCCCUCCUGCACCGUUACUUUGUGAUACGAAGAUUGCUGGGCAGGUUCCACUGUCAAAAAAGUUGCUUCUCCAUUGCAGGUUUCUCUUAACCUUCUCCUUGUUAGCCAAAACGUGUGACUCUCUCCUAAGGUUAAUCUGCUCUGGCCUGUCCUACUUCAUCAUCAUCAAGCAGCACUGCUGUGAUCGUCAGACUCUGGCAGGGCAAGACCUUCCUUGCCCUGAAGACUCAUUUCCUGAGCAUCAUACAGUGGUACCUCGGGUUAAGUACUUACUGUAUUUUUCGCUCUUUAAGACGCACCAGACCACAAGACACACCUAGUUUUUGGAGGAGGAAAACAAGAAAAAAAUAUUCUGAAUCUCAGAAGCCAGAACAGCAAGAGGGAUCACUGCGCAGCGAAAGCAGCAAUCCCUCUUGCUGUUCUGGCUUCUGGGAUAGCCGCGCAGCCUGCAUUCGCUCCAUAAGACUCACACACAGUUUCCCUUACUUUUUAGGAGGGAAAAAGUGAGUCUUAUAGAACGAAAAAUACGGUAAUUCGUUCUGGAGGUCUGUUCUUAACCUGAAACUGUUCUUAACCUGAAGCACCACUUUAGCUAAUGGGGCCUCCUGCUGCUGCCGCGCCGCCGGAGCACGAUUUCUGUUCUCAUCCUGAAGCAAAGUUCUUAACCCGAGGUACUAUUUCUGGGUUAGUGGAAUCUGUAACCUGAAGCGUAUGUAACCUGAAGCGUAUGUAACCUGAGGUACCACUGUAGUAACAUUUCUGUUCUGAGCCUUACUUCUGUGGAAAGGGGGGAUGCGAAAGGUUUGUUUUAAAGAGGUUUCUCUGUCCAUGAUUUGUGUGUGCGCACACAUGCUUCUCUUCGGAAGUCCUGCUUCCCCAGUCUGUUCUUGGUGAUGACAAUUUCUCCAUCGUUCUUCCUUAACCCUCUGCUGUAUUAGCUACCUAAUGAUUUCCUCCGUGGUGGGAUUCUACAGCUCCCCACUGUUUACCAAACUGCUGCCUGAGCAACAUGACACAGCCAUGACCAAGGUGCUGUAUAUAUCUGGCUGUUUUGUUUUGUUUAAAUUGACACCACUGUCGCUGGCGACAUCCCUGGCCAACCCAUUGCCUGAGCCGCUUGGCUGGAAAAAAGCAGAAAUACAAAAACCGUUACAUCUCAGCUGCUGGGAGAGGGGGCGGUCAUUUACAGCAUGUUAAUAAUGGGAGCUCCUGAUCUGAAAGCAGGAAAUCUCAAAGAAAUUGGGAGUCAGAGAGGCUGUUAGUGAGUAGGACUUGGUGGGUUUUUUAAAUGGUUCAUUCUCUGCCUUUAUUUUUUUAAAUUUUAUUUUGACAAAGUAAUAAUCAUAAAUAAAUAAGAAUAAAAAUGUGCACCCCACCACCGAGACCACUCCAUUGUAACUCCCCACCCUCCCAAAAUUUCAACACCUCUUGUGAUGGUUUGACCCCUUUCCAUUUUAACAGUACUAAUUCUACAAACACCCUCAAAAUCAUUUCUCCUGCAUAUUCCCCGUCUUACCUUAAUGGCACAUGUUAAUAGCUAUAUCCCACACCUCUUUAUACCAUUCUUCCAUUUUAUAUUCUGCUUGCCCCUUCCACUUACUAGCUAUCAUAAUUCGUGCAGCUGUCAAUCAAUUUGUGAGCAAGUCCUUCAUAGCCUGCAAACCUCCCACCCCGUUGUAAAUUGAUAAUAGCACUACCUCUGGACUUUUGGUCAGCUUUCACCCAAUGAUUUCUACUGUCUCCUUAAACACCCUUUGCCAGGAAAAUGGUACAUAUUUACACCACCACCACAUGUGAACGUAAUUCCCUGUUUCCUGGCAUCCCCUCCAGCAUAACACCAAAUAUUCCUUGUUUAUUUGAUUUAAUCUGACUGUGAGUAGGACUUGCAAACUGCAGAGAGGCAGUAGGGGGGCUGAGUGAGUUACAACUCACACCUGUAAGAGCUAAGGCACAGAGCCUCCUUUUUGAGGGGUGGGGAAUAAUUGUGGCUAUGAUGCUACCGCCUUGCUAGUCUCCAGUCAAAAGUCAUAUGGGUUUCUAUGUCAUUGGAAUGGAUGCUGGGAGCUCAGGAUUGUCUACUCUGAUUGGCAGACGGCUCUCCAGGGUUCCAGGAGAUGCCAUGAUUUGAACCUGGGAACUUCUCUCUGCCUGCUCUGUCUCUGAGCUACGUUUAUUUCAAGAUGCUUUUCCUUGCAGAUAAUCGGGAACUGUGUCUCGUUGUUGGUGUUGAGCUCUGCCCUCCCAGUUUUGUCUCGGACUUUGGGUGAGUUUUGCUUACUUCACUCUGUCUUCCUCAUCUUUUUCAGAGUGCAUCAGUAAAAUUCAGCCUCACUGUUGAAAAACUCCCGUGUAGGCAGGGCUGUGUGUUUUCAAAACAAAUGCACCCAGCUCAAGCAAACCCCCCUCUUUUUUGAGUUUGAUAGUAAUACAGGCUACACAUACAGUGGUACCUUAGUUCUCAAACUUAAUCCGUUCCAGAAGUCCGUUCCAAAACCAAAGCGUUCCAAAACCAAGGCGCGCUUUCCCAUACAAAGUAAUGCAAAAUGAAUUAAUCCGUUCCAGACUUUUAAAAACAACCCCAAAAACAGCCAUUUAACAUGAAUUUUACUAUUUAACGAGACCAUUUUUCCAUAAAAUGAAAGCGAUAAACCAUGUACUACAGUCACACAGUCAAUCAACCAAUCAGUAGCUGUCACACAGUCACAAAAAGGAAAUGAAAAAGCCGCAAAAAACAAAGAAUGCAAAAUAAAUAGCAAAAACAGACAGACCUCAGCGUAACACUCAAAAUGGAAGUGUGGCACUCAAAUCGGAAGCGGAACACUUACUUCUGGGUUUGCAGUGUUUGGGUUCCAAGGCGUUUGAGAACCAGGGUACCACUGUAUUUGUGUAUUCAUUUGCUUUAUUUGCAUUAUUUUGCUUCCACUGAUCCUCUGGGUCGAGGCAAAAAGUAUUAGGGUGUCGAAGGCCUGUCCCCUGCAAAGUUUAUGUAGCUUUAAAGAGGGUAGUGUACUGCCCCUCAUGUUUAUUUGCAGAAUCAUUAGUGACUAGAAUAGUGUUUCCUUUUGGACUUGGAAGAGGGCAGAAUAGGGCACGCUUAUACUCUACUCUACUCUACUUCCAUGCGCAAGGGCCAGGAAUGGAAACCCCGUGCAAAAUGGUCGCCCUCUGUAUAAUGUUCAGAAAACUUGCAAGGAGCAUAAACCAGUAGAUAGUACAAUGAAUCACAGAUCUUUAAAAUAUUGCAGAUGACCUUGAAGAUUCAUGGCCAGCAUUUUAAUUUUUAUUAUUAUUUCUUUCUCUCCAUCUCAGGAAUCACGAGGUUUGACCUGCUUGGCGACUUUGGGAGGUUUAACUGGCUAGGAAACUUCUACAUUGUCUUUCUCUACAACAUGCUCUUUGCUGGCCUCACGACUCUUUGCCUGGUGAAAAAAUUCACCUGGGCUGUGCAAGCUGAACUCAUCAGGGCAUUUGGUAAGUGCUGGUGUUUCCCCCCCCCCCCUUCAAGCUCUCCUCUUUCUAUUUGUUACAGCGAUAUUGGGAAAGAGAACUGUUAAGUAGUCUGAUCAGCAACGAAGGGACCACCGUGUCCUGCGUAGAAGGGAAAGAACAUAAGAUGUGGUCCCAUUAGGGCUGCGGCUUCCUUCUGUGGAGGUUGACUAUGACCUAGUUUACAUGUCAUGCUAAGCUAAACCAUGGCUUGGUGCAAACGCAUGGGCUUGAGAAGAGGAGAGCCACUUGCUCUUCUCCAGUCAUACUGCUUUGCUGUGCUUUGGCUUGGCUUAGCACAUCAUCUGAACCCGGCUUGGUAAGUUCAGCUCUCUCCAAGCUAACCACGAGCUGGAACCAAGGUUUUCCCUGUGGUUUAUCUGGGGCAGCUAAACUACCAGCCUUGGUUUGGACAAGAUGCUAGGCCGUAAUUUGGCUUACCUGAUUUACCAACCAGGCCGAAGUGUGGUGGGCCCUGGGGGUUUCUUGGAGCAUUCCGAACCUACCUAGGGCUGUCGGCUCACAGCACGGAAAACUUUUCUGCCUAUGGAACAUCCGUUUUGCAUGUGAGGAAACCCCCACCUCACCCCACCCCCAGUUCAUUUCCUGUCUGGGCAGGCUCGCUGUGCGUGUUCAUUUUAUUUACUACUCUUAUCAGCCCCUUUCCAGCCACACGCUCGGAAAGCUUUGCAACAAAUACAUUGGUACCUUGGUUCUCAAACUUAAUCCGUUCCGGAAGUCCGUUCCAAAACCAAGGCGUGUUUUCUCAUGGAAAGUAAUGCAAAACAUUAUUUUUGUUUUCUGUUAUGUGAAUGAUGUCAUGAUGAUAAAAAUAUGUAAAAUUCCAUAAAAAUUAUUUUUUUAAAAAAGGAAAGUAAUGCAAAACAGAUUAAUCCGUUCCAGACUUUUAAAAACAACCCCUAAAACAGCAAUUUGACAUGAAUUUUACUAUCUAACAAGACCAUUGAUCUGUAAAAUGAAAGCAAUAAUCAAUGCACUGUACUAUAAAAUAAAGAAGACAGUAUUGUAGAUGAUAAAAAAAAUAAAUUGUUACCUGCACUGACGAUAGUCAUUGUUUGGAUGGGGGGCUUUUAUCCAUUUCUGCAGUCACACAAUCAAUCAAACAGUAGCUGAACUGGGUUCCACACAGUCACAAAAACAAAUGAACCGAAAAAGCCUCCAAAACAAAAAUGCAAAAUAAAUAGCAAAAACAAAAGCUCCAAACUUAAUCCGUUCUGGAAGUCCGUUUGACUUCCGUAAUGUUCAAAAGCCAAGGCACAGCUUCUGAUUGGUGCAGGAGCACCGGAAACAAUAGCUGACUGCCACAUUGGAUGUUCAGCUUCCGAAAAACGUUCAAAAACUGGAACACUUACUUCCGGGUUUUUGGUGUUUGGGAACCAAGGUGUUUGAGAACCAAGGUACCACUGUAAUAAAAUUGCAACGAUGGAACAACUUGUUUUUUUGUUGUUGUUUUUUUUAAAUGAUAUUUAUUGAAAUUUGAAAAAUACAAAACUUACACAAAAACAAAACAGAAACAAAAAGUAAAAAAUAAAAAUACAAAAAAUAAAGGUACAAAUAUGAGAAAAUAGAAAAUAUAAAAGAAAAAUAAAGAAAAAGAACAAAACAAGUUCAUUAUUUUCAAGUCCUUAAUUGUCAUUACCUUCUUUCUUAGACCUCCUCCUCCUCCCUUCCUUUGUAUUCUAGUUAUUAAUUAUCCCAGCAAAUCCUUUCCUCAACGAUGGAACAACUUGUUCAGUUGGUCUUCUUCCUGCCUGGGUAUUGGGAUGAGAGACUGCAGGCUUUGGCCUUUAAUCUCCUCCUUCUCUCUUUCUCUCCAGGCCUCCACAAACUGCCUCUACCUGUGACUCGAUCCCACCAGCCAUGCAAGCUCAGCUAGGAUCCGUGUUGGUGCCUGAACCAAGCCUGGCAAGGCUGCCCACCUUGCCCGUGAGCCACAGCAGGGACAUCCUUACCUUGACGUCGUGAUUGUUGCUUGUCUUCUGAGCCAUCGGACUGCAGCAGACGAGGGUGGGGCAGACAGCUGCCUUUGCCCUGCCUUCAUUUUGACCAAUGACUUGUCGGAAAGGAGGGAAGGUGGCGUUUUCAGCCUCCCCUCCCCGUUUCCCACAAGCCCGAGGAGGGCGAUAGACUCGAACCACUCUUGCGACCUCGCUGUCUUCUCUGAGGUCCCCGUUCCUAUCAGCUGAGGGAACAUCUCAGUAGUUCACACUGUGACUUCGGAACUGGGGCGGUGUGAAGAGGUUGUGGAGAAAGAGGCCUUUGACUGUCUUAGAGAGAGAUUGAUGUAGAAUUGGCCCCGGGGCAUUGUUAGGGAGCAACGUGGGAGAGACAGGCUGCGGGGGGAAAGUCCCUUGCCCCCGCAGGGGUGCUGCAGAUUCCUGCUCUAGCUCCCUCUUUUCCUUGUUUACAUUUGACAUUGUCUUAAACCUCAUGCCCAUGUUGGCCUCUCACUAGACUGUAGGGCUGAAAACCUUUCCAGUUAGGAAUUCUGAGCCAGUUCUGUGUAGUAGAUCGAACUCCGUUCCAUUGUUUACAUACCUCACUCAAGUGCAAUAUAAGCUGGCGCUAUUGAGCCAUUUAUCCAUGGCUUUCUGUUCAGCAGCCAUCUCUGUGAGAGACUAUUUUAUGUUUGUGUGUGUGUGCGCACUCUUGCUCUUCGUGUUCUUUAAAAUUUGCCCUGCAACAUGUAAGCUUCCCUUGUCCGUAACGCUGGGUGUCGACUCAAAGUAAUGGUGGACACAUCUAAUCAGUUUCUACUCCGUUUCCCUCCAAAAUGGAAACUGUGUAAGGGGAAGCAGGUCACAGUGAGUGCCCUUGCCCAGCAAGAAGGGAUAACUUGCCACAAUGGCCACCCCUCCAACUCUUGGACCGUUGAGAGGCGGUUGCAGAGUUUGACGUUUUCCGAAAUUAAGAACAGACCUCAAGAACACAGAUGCAGCUCUUUUCUUGCCCUGUGACCCCCAUGCCUUGCUUCAUGCAAUCAAAUCCCCUUCAAGGGCAAACUGCACGGCCUGUAUAACUUGCUUUGCUCUCCGUACUCUCUCAGUGUUUCCCAAACUUGGGUCUCCAGUUGUUUUUUGGACUACGGCUCCCAUCAUCCCUAGCUAGCAGGACCAGUGGUCAAGGAUUAUGGGAACUGUAGUCCGAAACAGCUGGAGACCCAAGUUUGAGAAACGCUGCUUUAGAUCAGGGGGAGCCAUCGUGGUGUCGUUCAGGUGCCGCCCAACUAUGUACCUGGCAGGGGCUGAUGGGAGUUGGAGUUCAAGAACAGCUGGAGAACGGACACCACAUUGACUACUUCUGCUCUAGAUACUCCCAGCUUGUAGGAAGAUCUCCUGUUAUUUGGGUGGGUGGCUGGGAAGGUGAAUCUGUUCAAUAUGGAGGUAUAUUUUUAAAAAUCUGGGGAAUGGCAGAGGCAUGUUAGAACACGGUUAAUGUGGAAGAAUGGUGCAAUGGGAAACAGCCCCCUAACCCCUCUACUAUAAGUGCAUCAUUUGGGCAUCUCUUAACGUUUGGAUGCCAACCUGUGUUCUCCAGUUUGUCAGGACUCUGUACCCAGUGCUGGAUAGGAAUUAUGAGGAAGUUGAAUCCCUUAUUUUAAUUCCCUAUUAAUGUGGAAGCUCUAUGUCAAUUACCCAGUUUGAGCCUAAAGGGCAGAAAGUAGAGAGGUAUCAAAUUUACCAGCCCAGAUGGGAGCGGCCAUUUUACAGUUGUGUCUUUUGAGUUUUAUGGUAGGAGUUGCUGUGUGUGUGCGUGUGUGUGUGUGUCUUUUUCCUCCCUGUCUUUGUGGCACCGUUGUUUUGCAGUGUGUAUCUAUGUGUGCUGGGCAAGACCACAACUGCCUAUGCCCCAUGUUUGCAGAAAAUGCAGAAGUUUGCUUUGAGGCACGUGGGUGCCCCUUGCGGGCAGUUUUGAAGAACGACAGACUGCCGUGCUCUUGUUAUUGUGGCAACCAUAAUCUCCAUAAAUUUCACAGCCGGAGCUGAACAUAGGAGGCUGCACACAAAAGUCCUGCAUUCUUACCACAGAUCAGACUUCGAUUGGGAGGGGAAGGGUUGUGUGAGAAUUAAUUAUUUUGUUGCAGGAACAUAUUGUGGCAUUGCAGGCCCCGCUUCAGAGGGGCCCAACCGAAAUGGAGACUUGUGACCCCUGCCUGCCUUUGUUGCUUCAUGUAGUGACUGUCUGAUCUCAGUACUAUACUGUCCAUGGGGCUCGUAUCCAUGUAAGCAAUAAAUUGCCUAGUCCUCUUUUAUCUCCCCUCUUCUCUCUGGAUCCUUAUUUUGUGUUGCGGGAGGCUCUGAAAAAAAGGGUGGUUUCUGUCCUGACACGGUAGAGAGAAAACUUCCUAGCUAGCUGUGUCUCCUGAGCAUUUGUUUGUUACUCAAUGAAUGUUUCAUAGAGAGAGCC
This is a messenger RNA of Podarcis lilfordi (Lilford's wall lizard), 49661 nucleotides long. Lineage: Eukaryota; Metazoa; Chordata; Lepidosauria; Squamata; Lacertidae. The record is from the annotation of a GenBank genome assembly.